Topomyia yanbarensis is the source of this 49632-nucleotide messenger RNA. It is a transcript of the gene Msp300, whose product is annotated as muscle-specific protein 300 kDa. NCBI's taxonomy places the organism in Eukaryota, Metazoa, Arthropoda, Insecta, Diptera, Culicidae. The transcript is spliced from 27 exons. The record is from RefSeq and is a predicted model, not a curated record. Gene Ontology annotation, molecular function: actin filament binding. The coding region runs from base 93 to 49316 and encodes 16407 amino acids. Gene Ontology annotation, cellular component: meiotic nuclear membrane microtubule tethering complex; nuclear outer membrane; cytoplasm. Gene Ontology annotation, biological process: nuclear migration.
GUUUCACUUUCGCGGUUCAGAAAUGAGUGAAUUAACUGUAGCAGAAGAAAAAAAAUAGUCCAAUAAAUAGCGCUGUCAUCGAGAAAGCUACAAUGUCAGGACCGCCGAAUGUUAACAACAAUUUGCCGGGCGGCAGUGGCCGUGGCUGGCAACGCACGCCACCUCCCACAUAUUUUCGGUCACCGUCACCAUGGGUACCACCAGGAUCAGUGCUCGCUACACAACGUAUGCAUGCAAAAACCCCUACAAAUGACGUACACAAUCAAUCAGCCAUGAGUUUACCUGUCGGAAUAAGACCUGAAAGUACGAUAUCUAAUGAAACUCGAUAUCAGACGAGUAUUAUGUCAUCAGAAUGUUUUGCCCAAGAAGCUGUUUCACAUUCAACAGCUCAAAGUGCUCGUCCGAUCUCAAUGUUUGAGCAGCAGAUCAAUAGACCGCCUCCAACGACGCCACAUUCACAUUUGGCACACACCCAGUACGGGUACUCAUAUCAAAGUUCAAUGUCACCCACCAUGUACAAUGCGGUUUUACCGGCCGAACAAUUUAAGAUGGUAACUCCAACACGCCAGACUAAUUACUCCAAUCAACACCAUCAACAAACAAGUAGUUCUGUGAUGAGCGCAAGCUUACCGGAGCAAAAUGCAUCUAUGUGUAACCUUGCCGGUGGGGUACCUUCGAAUGUGAUAAAUCCAUCCCAGUACAUCAUAUAUGACCAAUCUAGCGAAGGUGGUCCAUCUACGGCAGAAAUAAUUGCAAAUCAAUCACAGGAUUACAUAGAUGAAAAAUUAGCAGAAUAUCAGGCUACAAUUUAUUUACUACAAGAUGAACAAGAGCGCGUGCAGAAGAAAACAUUUGUGAAUUGGAUAAAUUCGUUUCUACAUAAGCGAAAUCCACCAUUGAAGAUAAACGAUUUGAUACAAGAUCUGAAAGAUGGAACCAAGUUACUGGCGUUAUUGGAAGUUCUUUCUGGAGAACGUCUACCUAUGGAAAAAGGCAAGAUACUACGAAGACCUCAUUAUUUAAGUAACAUAAAUACAGCACUGCAGUUUCUGUCCAGCAAAAGGAUUAAAUUAGUCAACAUUAAUCCAUCUGAUAUUGUUGAUGGUCGUCCCGCUGUAGUUCUGGGAUUGAUAUGGACAAUAAUAUUAUACUUCCAAAUAGAAGAAAACAGUCGCAUUUUACAUUAUCUAAAUGAGAACAUCAGCGGAUCGGUGAGCAGCUUAGACAGCUGUACUGCAUCUCACAUUCCUAGUCCUAGCAAACCCGUAUCUCAAGAAGUUGUCGUCGGUAUUGGAAAUCAAGACAUGAUGAAACAAGGACCUAGAAAAACACUCCUAAGUUGGGUGAACAACGCGCUUCCGAAGCAAUCCGGUUUAGAGGUUCGCGAUUUUGGAGCUAGCUGGAGAGAUGGAAUUGCCUUUCUGACAUUGAUCGACGCCAUAAAAACCAACCUUAUCAAUAUAGUCGAAAUGAAAAAGUUCAAUAAUCGUCAUCGAUUGGACACUGCAUUCAACGUAGCAGAAUCAGAAUUAGGUAUUGCUAGAUUACUCGAUGCAGAAGAUGUCGAUGUUAAUAGCCCCGAUGAGAAAAGCAUAAUGACGUAUGUUGCACAAUUUUUGCAUAAAUAUCCCGAUGUCAAGAACAUAAACUCUAAAAGUGAAAAUGAACAAGAACUUUUGGACCUACUGAAUUGGCUUCAAAGUGCGGUGCGGUAUUAUGAUAGUUUGAAUGGAAAUUAUCCUAACUCCUAUGACGCGUUUGUACAAUUUGAUCUGGAAAAGUCUGAAAAGUGGAAUGUUUAUAAAAAAAUUAAAAACAUAUACGGUUCUAAAAGUUCGCCUGAGGUGCAAAAGUUAAACAAUUUGUGGCCUCGAUUAGAACGUCAUAUGCAGCUUUGGCUGUGGCAUCUAGACAUCAAUCUUCCCGAUCAAUUUGGAGUUAUUGGUCUGUGGUUGAGCAAUGGAGAAAAACUGUUAAACGAUGAUGAUAUUCCAAGUAGUAUGAAUGAAGAAACUGCAUCGCUCAUUAGCAAGAAACUGGAGGCACAUAAGCAAUUCUUUGUGGCAUAUCCUGAGGUUCAAGCAACAUUCAACGAGUUGAAGGCGAGGUAUGCUGCAAAUAAAAGUGCCGAUAAUCACAUCAAAUCUCUUGAUAAGAGAUUGUCAGAAAUAGAGCCAAAAGCUAAACAGAGGAGAAUAAAGUUGAAAUUUCUCGAGCAUAAAUGUUGCCUCAUUGCCUUUCUGAACCUUCUAGAAAAUAAAAUCAAUGGAGUAAAGUAUAACAACGAAGAGGUAGUGAAACAAUCGUUGGAUCAACUAAAAAGUUUUGUAACCAGAAAUCAUAUAAUGCAAGAGUUUGAAAAGGCUCUCAUUGAUAUGCGUCAAGUUAUCGAAGAGUAUAAAAUCGACGGAAAAAUUUCCAAAAAAGAGGUAUACGACAUUGACACUUUUCUACGAGAUAUUGAGGAUCGUUGGAAAAAUGUUUCGUCGCGAUUAAUAUGUACCGAAACCAUGCUAGAGGAUGUUAUUGGUCACUGGCAACGAUGGAAAACUCUAACAAAUGAUUUGGAAAACUGGAUAAUUGAGGCUCAACAUGCCUUAAAACUAACCGAAGACGAGCAGAUAUAUUUCUUUCAGAACCUGAAUAAAUACAAAGAAAGAUAUGAUGCUUUGGGCGACACGUACAAUGUUUUGAAAUCAACUUGUGAUUACGAAACAUCCGUUAUCAUAAACAAUAGAUACAAACAAAUCAUGCUUCAUUGGGAACAAUUGUUCCAAAGUUCUAAGCAAUACUUGCAUGUCGGAGAUGUCCUACAACAUAGACAGAAAUUCAAAACCGAUGCGACACAUUUGAGUGAAUGGAUACAAAAAGCUGAAAAGACUUUGGCUAGGAACAAUUUGAACAAUUCGAAUGAAAUUAAAAAGUGCGAGGAAGCUAUCAAACAUAUCGCGUGCGAAAUUGAAUCAAUGGAAGAACUUUUCAAAUCUAUCAGUAAAAGUUUUCAAUUUCUUAUAAAAGAGUAUUCCAGGGAUGAAGUUGACAAAAUGAUGAACCUAAUGAAAAAGGAAAAAGAGGCACUAGUAUGUAUAAGAGCCCAGAUACCAAUGAAAUUACAUCUUUUUCAUCAAAUGUUGACACAGCAAGAAGCGCUUGAAUCUGGUCAAAAAGAAAUUUCUGGAUGGCUAGAUGAAGCAGAAAAUCUGCUAAUUUCAUAUGCAUUUACCAAUGAUCCGGAACAGACUAUAAAUAAUCUAGCGAGACAUAAAUCAUUCUUCAGUCGAACACUCUACUAUAAAUCAAUGCUGGAAAGUAAAAACAACGUAUUCCAAAAUCUUAUCAAACUGUCAAAUACAGAUAAUAGUGUCAAUAUGACCGAUGCUUCGGCGAGGAUGAAACAAUUGAAUGAACGUUUUGCAUAUGUUAUGAAUAAUGCAAACGAUUGGGAGUAUAAACUACAAGAAAAUAUGAAGGUGUGGGAACUGUUUUCCGCGAGCAACGCAAAGGUUGAACACUAUCUACGACAAGCUAAUGCAUGGCAAACUGAGUCUGGUCAGUUGCAAAAAAUAAACGACAUAGAAAGCCAGAUAGAAUUCUUCAGUAAUAUAGAUCCGACCAUCAUUAGUGAACUUGAAUCGCACACCGAAGAAUUACUUAAGUUUUUACCACCAGAUGAGCAGCGCGUGCUGAUUAGUAAAGUUGAAUCAAUUCAAAAGCAAUGGAGUGAUACAACUUUCAGGAUACCUAAUAUUUUGCUCAAGUUAGAAUUCAAAUCAAAUGAAAUUAAAUUCUACAAUCAUGUCAACGAAAUCGAAAAAGAAUUGAAUGCCGAAGAACAAGCGUUUAAUUACAAUGAAAACUUUGAAAGUAUUAUUCAACGCAACAACGAUUUUUUCAAAACCAACGAUCUGCAGGAAGUUGAAUCUAUUCUAGCAGCAUUAGAGAAAAUUAAUUGCGUUUACUUGAAUAAAUUUCCAAAUGAUCCUGCUUUAUCCCAUCCAUAUCACAAGGCAAACGAUAGAUGGGUGGCAAUUUGUAAAAGAAUUGAAGCGGUCAAGCAUGCGCUGUACAAAAUUCCUGCCCAAUGGGAUGCGUAUUACGCAAAAUUCAACGAGAUGUCUAGUUGGAUGGAUUGUGUGGAUCAGUCUUUAAAAGCCAUUGUCGUCGAAAAAGAUUCCAUGGAGCAAUUCGAACAGGAGAAAAUAGCAUUCCAGCUGAAAACAUUUAUGAAUAUUUGCUUCGAAGCUGAUGCAAAAAGAGAUGAUAUGAAAUGGCUCGUAAAAACAUUGGAUUAUUUGUUAAACCAUGCCAGUGAAGACAAGGCAACUACGGAACAGGAAAAAAUUGAAAAUUUGAUAGCACGAUACAAGACACUCAUACCAGUUAUUGAAACAACAAUGAUCAAAACAGAAACGUUUGCCAAAUGUUACACAUAUCGACGUGAAACACAGGAAGUGUGCGAUCUUCUCAACCGUAUUAAGAUACAAAGCCUUAAUUCUCCAUCUCCAGAUUCUUAUCGAAAAGUAAAUGAAUUAAUUGAAGAACAAAACUUUUCGAUCAAAGAAUUAGAUAACCAGAGAACACAUAUAAUGAAAAUGAUACAAAAAGGAAAAGAUUUGAGCAAAAACGUGAAUGCGCCUGAGUUUAUGAACCAUGAAGUUAAUAAUCUGGAACACUGUUGGAAUGAGACAUACAACGAAGCGGCGGAUCGAUUAAAAAUAUUAAAAGAUGUUCAAAAAGUAUGGACUAGCUAUAAUGAACAAAAAGGUAAAAUCGCUAGUUUGCUAAAUAAUGCAGAAACUGAGCUUAGAUCAAUCACACCAUUGCAAACUGAUCCUAAAAGUGUUACUCAAGAUCUUGAAACGAAAAAACAGUUGAUUGUACAUCUACGCCAGGCAUCAUCAACAUCGUUAUUGCAUCUGAAUGAUCUUUGUCGUGAGUUGGGUCAAUCUAUUCCACCAAGCUCUAAGCAAGCGAUCGAGAAGGAAACUACGGAUCUUAAAAAAAGAGUUUUAAAUACUGUAGAUAUCGUCGAUAAGAGAAUUGAAUACCUUGAAGAUUAUAAUAAUAAAUGGAAAGAGUACAAAGAACGCUUAGAUAACCUCAAGAAUUGGGCUAAUAACGUGUACCCAAAAAUGGUAUCAGCAAUAAAGCAACCUCAUAUAACGCCUGAGGACCGAGUAAUCAAAACAACUCAGCUAGAAAAUGUUCUGACAGAGAAAAUGAGAAUGUUAGACGUUCUAAAUGCCAGCGCCAAAGAUUUAGCAUCUAAAGAAGGCAAUUUAGGAGAGAUGAAACGAUUAAAAAGUGAAGUUGUGCAACUUCAAGGGACUUUUGUUGAACUUAACAGUGCAGUCACCAGUGAAAAAGUUUCUGUGAACAAAGAUUUGGAAGCUUGGAAAGAUUUCAGUGGUGAACUAAACGGCAUUAUCGCUUGGGCAGACCAAACUGCUGUUUCUCCUGAAUUUCAACAAAUCAAAGUAACUAGUCUCCCUGAAGCAAAGCAGUUGCAGUUAAAAUUAGAUGCACAUACCGAGCAAUGCAAAGAAAAAAUCGAUGAGCUACAAAAUACAAUCAACAAGUGCAAUAAUAUCAAGUAUGGAGUUAAGCCUACCGAGGAAAUUGACAAGUGCUACAUAAAACUUACCGACUUAUACGAAAAUUCACAACAUUUAAAGGGCAAAGUUGACAAGCUGGUUUCUAAUUGGUCUGUAUUAGAUAAUGACUUGAAAAAACAAGAAAUCUAUUUGGAUAAGGUGAACGAAAAUAUGAUGCCGUCCCUAGUGGGUUCUUCCUGUGAAUUGCCGAUUGAUAAAUUAGAGGAGAAAAUAAAAAAGCUUAAAUUAUUUAACAACGAAAUUUCAGAGCAACAAACCAAACUAAUUUCACAAGUUCACCUCUUCGACCAGAUCAAUAAUAGCAUAUCAGACGAUGGGGUUCGCAUUUUAAGGGAAAGGUUAAAUCAACCAAGAGAUCAAUUAGCAAAAAUCAGCGAAAACUUACGAAUAUUAAUAAAUGAAUGCUACCAAAGCAUUGUUGUGCAACAGAACUUCAACGCAUUAAUGGGAGAGUUUAGCGAUUGGAUGGAUCAGAUGCGAACAAGUAUAAGUGGUUUGGAAGAAACGUCGAUUAACGAGAUUGACCUUACUCUUCAAAACGUGCAAUAUUUGCUCCAGCAACACGCUAACAAACGUGAUAUGUUUAACAAUAUCUAUUCUCACGUAAAACAACAAAGUCUAACUGGUUCCGAAAGAAAUAAUACUCUGCUCGAUGAAACAUAUUCAUCACUUGCCAGUAAUUAUCAGAAUCUCGAAUCAACCCUCCAAACGUCGAAAAACUACUUACAAAAAUGGGCAGAGUUCUUGCACUGGGACAAAUCGAUGAAGGAUCAAAUUCGACUUUUGAAAGAUAGUGUUACCCAAAAUGACGCCAUUUCCGAAUCAGAUUUGAGCGAUUUAAACGACAGCAUUAGUAAUAUUAAAGGCUGCAUUGAGGGUUGGAAAAAAGCAAUGAUAUCCCUAGAACACCAACCCUGCAUAAAACUGUAUGACAAUCUACAAAAACCAGUCAAUGCUGUUCUUAUGAUUGCCGAUUUGGAAAACAAACUAGAUAGUAUUAAACACCUUACCAGUGCUAGACAAAAGGAUAUCGAUAGCACAAAAGAGAGAGCUCAAAGAUUUGAUGAGCUGCAAAACCAAAUUAUUCCCAAUUUGAACAAAAUUUCAGACGACCUUGAAGACAUCGUCAAACAUGCUAGAUUGAGCAAUAUUGAUGAAUGUUUGGAAAAGUUGUCCGACUUAAAUAAUCGAAUAGAAUGUGAAUGUGCCGUAAAGUCUCAGGCUCAAUAUGAAGGCAACAUGUUGUUAAAGCAUGAAAUGAUUCCUGCCAUUGAUGUUCGAGAAUCUCUAGCGGUGCUCGAUAAAGAGAUGAACAACAUUCGCCAGAGAGCUGACGAAAUUUUCAAUACUUUUGCAAGUGUGCAAAAUGCAUAUAACGACUUUAACAGAGGCAACUUGGGUUUCCAGAAUGAUCUUAAAAACAUCAACGUUAUUAAUAAUUCUACAAUACUGACGUUCAAUGAUAAACAAUCAUUGGUUCAAAGUCUCGAACAACUAAAGAGCGCUUCCGAAACAAUGAAAAAUAUCAAGAAAAAGGUCGAUGUAGUAGCGAAUAAAGGAAAUGACGUAGUGAAGUCUUUCCGUGAUUACAAUCCACAAGACUGCGAAAAUUUGCUUGAAAUCGUAAGACAAAACAGUGACAAGUUGAAAAAUAAUUUACAAAUGCUGAUAGAUAACAGUAACCUGUUGGAUCAGAGGUUGUCUCUUUAUAAACAGAUUGAGGAUCAGUUUCGAGAUAUAGAACUUUGGCUUGACAUGGUUCAAGAACAAUUCGCUCAUGUUAUGGACAGUCCAAAUGAAAUGGAACAUAAAAUUUUCAGCUAUAAAACGGAAUUACCUGCCCAACUUGCGUUGAAGGAAAACUUCGAUCAUCUAUUAACUGAAUUCAAACGAUCAAAUAGUAAUGUUUUACCGAGAGAUAUUGCAGCGAUGGCAAUAAAACUAGACAAUGCAUUCGCGCAAGUUGACCAAAAUGUGAACGAACUCAACAAUAAAUUAUCAGAAUACACCGCACAAGAACGUUGUUUGAAGGAUCAAAUAAAAUCUCUGAUUGAAAAUCUUUACACAAUUCGCGAAGAAAUCAUCAGCUGUGAUGAUAAUACAUCAGACAUUAUAAAACAAUUGAACAAUCUAGAUCACAUUAAAAAAGUGAGAUCAAAACUCAACUUACUAGGAGUGAAGAUAACGGAGUUGAAAAAUAAUACUAUUUAUGCGGAAGCAAAAUAUGAUACAAUGAAAGAAAAUACUAUAUCUAAAGAGAUACAGAAUUUAGAGCAACGAUUUGGCAGUACACUCAAUAGUUUAAACGAAGUUGAAAACAAAUUGAGCAAGCUUGUUGAGAAGUUGUUCAGGGACAAACUUAUGACUUUCAGUAGAUUGAUAUCUUCACAGUCGGAGAAACUGAAAUGGUGUCAUCCUGAACUUAGCAGCGAUAAACAUAACCUAGAGAUGAAAAAAGCGGCUUUAGUUGAUGUCAGGGCAUUUCUUGAUACCAAUGACACUAUGACGGAAGAAAUCUCCCAACUUCUUCAGUCGUUAUCUGAUGUAUUCAAUCACACAAAAUUGGAAAGCCUUAAGGAACAUAAAUGUGAAAUUGAGCACGAGUUUCAGCAACUCAAAACUACGUUCAUUCAAAUAGAGACUGAUCUAAACUCAAACAUACAGCUGUGGCAAAAAUAUGAGAGUAUAUCAGGAGAAAUAAUCCAGUGGCUUAAGGAGGUGGAGCAGAAACAUAAGAUGGAAACAAUAUUAUUGAUGGAUGUGUUUACAUUGAGUGAAAAAAUCGAUGAAAUGCAAACCGCUCAUAAAACAUUAAUUGAGUUUGAACCGAAACUUAACGCGCUACUUGAAGUUGGAACUGAGAUAAACACCUUGAAUCCUGAUUCACGAGCGCUAAUACUUGUACAACAUCUUCAGACUAGAUAUAAGUCAUUUGAUAAAUAUUUCUCCAACAUGUUAGUACGACUACUUGAUGUUCACUCUAGGAAUAAAAAAUUCAAAGAGGAAGUUAAUAAAGCUCAUAAUUGGAUACAAGAUAUAAAACAACAGCAAAAUGUUCAAAACAACUCUUCGGAUAAAGAUUACGAAAAAAUUAUGGCUCGCCGUGCUAUUAUUAUGGAACAAGAGAAUUUCAUCAACGAAGUAUGUUCAACAGGAGAGAAUUUGUAUGCUGAAGUGAACGCUGAAAGUCGAGAGAGCAUUAGAGAGGAUAUACAAACUUUAAGAAACGCGUUCAGUUCAAUAGCUGAAGCUUGCAGUGCGGAAGUCAAACAAAUGGAAGCUAAUAUAAUGAACAAGAAAACAAUCGAGGAAAGUUUUGGCCAAAUAUUUAAAUGGCUUUCAGAUUUAAAGAACAAACUAUCCGGCUUGCGGCAUUUGUAUGCAACACUACAAGAGAAGAAAACAGCACUAUUGAAUAGCACGACAAUGCUGAAAGAUGCAAAAACUUAUGAGACUAGCAUUGAUCAGUUGCAGACGAAACUAACAACAUUGUCGUUUCCAGAUUCUGGUCUGAAGUAUGAGGAGGCUCAAGAACAAAUUAGAACCAUCAAGCAGGAGUUGAUGAAAAUAACUCAAAAUAUGGAGGACAAUGUUAAAGAACACCAGCACUACGAUCACUUACUUGAAAAAUCUAUAAACUGGUUGCACAGAUUGCAAUCUCAAGCCGGUGAGCUUCCUGCUGAUUCCGAAAUGAAUAGGUCAAAGAUCGAGGAAAAUUUAAUGAUUAUCGAAAAUGUGCUUUUGGAAGAAGACCCUGCACUCGAUGGCAUUAAUGAUUGCUACAAUCAGUUUACCAAAGUUAUGACUCAGACUCAUGAUAAUGGUCAUUCCUAUCUGUUAAAAUUGUUUGAAAGUAAUAAACAGAAUUGGAAGAUAUUUUUCGAAAAAUGUAGAACAAACAAGAAAAGGCUACUGGACAUGCUUAGUCAACUAGACGCUGCAAUGAAUAAUCUCGAUGAAUGUCUUGUUAGACUGAAUACUAUUAAAAAUCAAAUAAAAGAGAUCACUAUAAAUAUCCCGAUAGACUCGAAGGAAGAAAGUUCUAUGGCAUUACAUGAAAUAAAAAAUAAAAUUCAAAAUUUGGGAGUUCACAUUCGUAACACAAUAGAUGGAUGUCAAGGUAUGAAAGCAAACACAGAUAUUUCUAAUAAAAUAGUACAGAUUCAAAACGAAUAUCGAAUUCUGACAAAUCAGUGCUCGGAUGCCAUCAAUAAAGUAGAGGCAGCAAUUCACGAGCAAGGUGAUUUUAACAAGAGCUAUGACGCUUUAAUUGAUACGAUUAAAAACAACAUGGAAAUACUCAAAGAAUAUAAACAACUUGUUGGUGAUUUGAAUGUGUUACAAAAUCGACAAAUGCGUCUCAAAGAAAUAGCCUAUCAAAGGCUGGACAAUAUUAGCAUUCUUGAAGAAAUUAUAGCCAAAGGGGAAAAAAUGUGCACCCAAAUUUUACCCGAAGGUCGCGAAACUAUUCGACACAAACUAGCAGAGCUUCAGAAGUUAUGGGAUAAUUUCUCGGAUGAAUUAGAGCUGGUUACCCACAAAGUUGACCUGUGUAUAGUGCAGUUUGGUGAGUUCAGAUCUCAGCAAGAGCAACUUUCCAAAUGGUUGAAAGACAUUGAGAAUUCAAUGAAAUCAAAUGCGGAACUGAAAUCUAACAUUCAAGAGAAACGAGCACAAUAUCAAAAUCAUAAACUGUUACAUCAGGAAGUUCUAUCGCAAAGUGGUUUAAUUGAUUCUGUGUGUAGCAAAGCACAGCAAUUGCUAAUAUUGAUUAAAGAUCAGCACCUCCAAACUUACUUGAUAUCUAUUAAGGACACCUUCAAAAAUAUAGUUGAAAAAUCAAAUGAGCUAUUGAAUAACCUUAACAACUGCGUCAAUGCUCAUAACAACUAUUUAACGUCAUAUACAAAGCUGAAACAGUGGAUCAACGAGGAACGCACCAAGGCUAUGCUUUGUGAUGAAUGCGGAGGUGAGAAAAGUGAAAUAAACAAACGUUUGGAGAUACUUAACGGUUUGAAAUCAGCCCAAUCAAAAGGAGAUGAAUUGUUCAAUCAUCUCCUACAAUGCCACGAAACCAACAAACUCAGUACGACAUCUAACGGAAUUUCAACAGCAGAAAAUGAAAUUCAGUCGAUUCGAAAAGACCUGAAAACUCUUUACACUAUGAUCGACGAACAAAUUGAGGCUCAGAAGAAUUUUCUGCAAAAUUGGGCUCAAUUUGAUAAGGAACUGGAUACACUUACCAAAUGGUGCAGAUCGAUGGAGGCAAUCUUUCGUGAACAGCAGUUGUUUGAUUCUUUGGAGAAAAAACAAAAUCAAUUACAAUUGUACCGUGCCAACUUAGAGCUAAUAAUAGGCAAACAGAAAGAUAUUGACGAUUUUGCCACGAAUGCCCAAGCUCUGUUUAAUAAAACUGGUGUUGAAAAAAUCAAAUUUUACAUCAACCAACUAAUUAAUCGAUACCAACUAUUGCAAGUGUUGAGUAAAGAGGUUGUCAAUCGUACUCAAAAUAUCGUUAAUGACCAUAUAAACUAUGAAGAGAAAUUGGGUGAGUGUAAGAUUUCCAUAACAAACCUAAGUAAUGACGUGGAUCAAGCUAUAAAGGAGAAAGUACCAACUGCCAAUCAGCCUGUGCUGCAGAAGAUUGAGAUUGAGAAAGAAAAAUUAGAAAAUGGCAUAUCAAAUCUCAUUUCUAUAAACGAGAAAGUGUUAGCAGAAACCACUGCACAGGGUCGCGAAAAGUUGCGCAACGAUAUCAAAGAAAUCAAAGAACUGUGGAACACUGUUCAAUUAGCUAUAGCGAAUUUGAAGAAACAGCUUGAUGUGCGGUCCGUACAGUGGUCCUCUUAUCAGGAUAUCUUGCAGCAGGUGUUAACCUGGUUAGCAACAACGGAGAAAAAGAUCGAUGUUAAUGAAUCUCAAAAUUGGUGCACACCACAAGAAAUACGUUCGAAGCUCUUCAAAUAUAAAUCUCUUUUACAAGAAAUUAUGAGUCAAAGACGCAUGAUCGAUUCGCUAAAUGAAAAAGCUAUUCAAAUUUCCGACGACAAAGAUAAUGAUAUUUCCACAAAAAUGCAAUCAAUCAAUGAACGAUUCGACAUGCUGAAAAAAACCACGAGUGACGUGAUAUCAAAGUUAGAGCAGUCUCUUGAGUUUUGUAACAAAUUCAAUGAAUUGCAAAAAUCACACAUGGAUGGACAGGAAACGUUACUGAAUGAGUUGAAGCAACUGUCUGACGUUUCAGGAAGCAGAAGAAACGUUUUAGAUAAAAUUCAAAAGGUUAUCGACUUGCAAAAUAUGAUACCGGAAAUAAAAGAAAGAUUCAAAAAUUUAUACCAACUCAUUUCCGAUAAUAAGGAUCUUAUUUCAAACGCUGCAAAGACUAAUAUGGAAAAUGAUCUGGCGAAAAUGAAGUUAGAAUUGGAUAAAUUUGUUGGUCUCGUUAACGAUGCUAAAGUGGAGUUGCAGAAACGUGUAAACCUAUGGGAUCAAUAUCAACUUGAUAUAGAUCAAAUUAAUUGCGCCCUAAUAGGAAUUGAAGAUACAAUGCGGAGUUAUACAUUGAAAAAUACGUUGAAAGAAAAACAAGAGCAACACGAUUUUUAUCAAACGUUAGUGGGGCAAAUGAAGCAAAUGAAUCUUUUAUUCGACAAUCUGUUGGAUAAAUCUUCAGAACUACUACAAAACAGUGGUGACGCUAAAAUUUCCUUAAACAUGCCGCAAUUGAAAUCAAGAAUGCAGUCUGUAGAAACAACUGUGAAAGAAAUCGCCAAGAAAUGCGAGCAAGCCUUUGAGGAACACAAAAGCUUCCAAACCAAAUUUGAUGACUGCAACAAAGAGCUUGAUCAGAUAAAAACCACAUUCGAUAGCAGUAAACUUGAUUGCAAUACUAACAUAAAUGAAGUAAUGCAAAUAUUGCACGGGCUUAUCGGUAAACAAAAUGCAAUCGGUGUUCAGUGUAGCUGUGUUUCAGAUAUGGGCGAAAUGCUUUACAACACAACUGCUGUUAAAGGUCAACAAUUGAUCAGAACAGAUACGCAAGACCUUUUGUUAAAAUUGGAACGCAUUUUUGACGAAAUCAACAACUUUUUCAAAACAUGUGAAACGAGAAUAUCCAAAUUAUCUAGUUUCAAGGAUAAACUGGAACAUAUAGAGAAUUGGUUAACUACUCUAAGUCGCAAUUUGUCUCCUGGGAUGAUUUUGAAACCUACACUUGACGAGAAAAUUUCACAACACCAAGCUUACACCGACAUAGCUAAUGAGCUUAAAAACUAUAAACCGGAAGUGAACAACUUAAAUGAUCUCGCAGAUAAUCUCGAAGAACCAGAUACUCAAAUUGAGUUAACUUUAAAAAAGUUUAACGAGAACUACAGCUUGAAUUUAGAAAAAAGCCAACAUUUUGCUGCCUGCUACGAAAAAAUUGUGAACAAUCAUCGCCAAUACUGUAAAGCAGUAUUAGAGACGUCUGAUUUCAUAGACGCUAACCACAACACGAUAGAACUAUGGGGAGAGACAGAUCUGGACCAGGUAUCAUUAUUAACUAACCUAGAUCGUUUAUGUGAAAUGAAGAAAACAAUAGUAGCGGAAACGAACCGAAUAGAACACAUUCGUGACCUCGGGCAGUUAACCAUACCUGAUACUAGUGAUGAUGGACAAGCAAAUAUUAGAACGCAAAUCGAUACUUCACAGCAAGAAUGGGAAGGACUAUUGGUAGAAGUUGACUCAACCAUUGAAAAUAUUCAAUCCAAAAUUGCCGAAUGGGUUGAGUUCGAAAAAAUGCGAAUAGAGUGUAUGGAAUGGAUGCGAUCCAUUGAUUCAAACAUACAUUCAAUAGAUUUGAAAGCAACUUUGGACGAGAAAAAAGCUUGUUUGGAUUAUCUUAAGAGUCUGCAGGGUGAAGUAAAAGCCAAAGAAAUCGAAAUCGAUAAUUAUACUGAAAAAGGACAGCAGCUGUAUAGAGGAUAUUUAAGUAGCAGAAGCAACCAAAUAACAGAACUAGCUAUGAAGUAUCAACAGACUGCAAGUCGAGUGAAAGAACUCGUGACUAGAUGGCAACAAUAUGUGAUUAGUCAUCAAGAGCUGAUGUCUCAAAUAUCUGAGCAUAAGCUGUGGCUGAGCGGAAUCAAAGAAAAGAUUAACUAUUGCUCUGACCAAUCAGCUACUUCUGAAAAAGAACUUCAAAGCAAACUAAAAAUAAUUCAAGAAUUAAUAAUAAAUAAAGAGGAAGGAACUUCAAAAAUGCAGAUUAUCAUUGAUCUGUCCCAACAAGUUUUAGCCUGUACAACACCCUCAGGACACGAUGCUAUCAAUCGCUCUCUAGCAGAUUUACAAGAUGAAUGGUCGGCACUGACUUUGAAAAUGAUCGAUAUAAAAGCUCAGUUAGAUGAAGCCCUGAAUCAGUGGUCCGGUUUCUUGGAUCAAGUAAACGAUUUGAAGAAAAAGAAUGAAUUGAUGGAGAAUGAACUAAAAUCUCUUGCGGAACUGCAAUGUAACAUGGCGGAAAAGCGAGCUCAGUUGGAUAAAAUAAAAAAUGCUGAAGAAAAAGUGCGGCUUGAACGCAUAGAAAUUGAACCCUUGAAACAAAAGGCCGCUGAGAUGGGUGCUUCCGGUCAAAAAACCGAAGCUGCUGCGACUGCAAAACAAAUUCUUGGCAAAUUUGAUUAUAUUGCAGAUCAAAUAAAUAAACUGCUUAACGAUCGCGAAGAUCAAUAUCGUGAUCAUCGGUUAUACAAGGAAGCUUAUGAAGAUUUGCAGAAUUGGAUAAACCGGGCUCGAGAAAAAUUGCCAUGUAUUAAACAGCAAUCUUUGAGCGACAAAUUAACAAUAGACAGUGCAAUAGCCCCUCUAGAUUCUUUAAUGAAUAAGAAAGCUCAAGGUGAAUUGUUAGUUGAACAUUUGGUUCACACCGGUGAAGUGGUUAUGGCAUCAACUUCUCCCAAAGGGAAAGAAUUGAUUAAGAAAGAUAUCAGUGGUUUGAAAUCCAACUUCGAUAACCUAUUCCAAGAAAUAUACAAUCAAAAGCGUAAUUUCGAGAAAACUCUGGCUCUGCUACGGGAAUACAAAGAUGAAUAUGAACGACUAUCGGAAUGGUUACAACAAAUAGAUAUAAUAGUUAAAAAUCACAAGCUAGCAAUGUCAUCAAAUCUUCAAGACAAAGCUAAACAAGUCAAAGAUAUGCAGGAUAUAAUUACGAAGCUAGACAACGGACAAGCUGAUUUGGACAAGUUUAAUGCAUUUGCGGCACCUUUACUGCAAUCGCACCUCGAUUCAUAUGUCAGUAAUCAACUAAGGCACCUUAACUCGCGCUUCCAGGUGCAGGUUAAUAUAGCAAAAGAUGUACAGAAAAAGGUCCAAUCAAAUUAUGAGCUCCAUAAGGAGUAUAUGAAGAAUUUGUCGAAUGCAAAUAAUUGGAUCGACAAUGCAAAAGAAAUAGUUCGGUGCACGACUGAAAAUACUGACAGUGUUAGUAAAGAGAAUCUCGAGAAACGAUUAGCAAAAAUAGUUGAACUGAUCCAACAACGAGAACAAGGCCAAAGUCUUGUUAACAAUACUGUCAAUGUUGGAGAAAAAGUUAUGAAAACAACCAAAUCAGACGGCAAAGAAAUUAUCAACAAUGAAAUUAAAGACAUCCAGACGGCAUGGGAUCGCCUUGUGAAAAAAAUGUCUACGGCCAAAGUCCACCUGGAAACAAGUUUACUGCAGUGGGCCGAUUACAGCUCAAGCUAUAAUCACCUUCAGCAGUGGAUACAGGAUCGUGAAUCUAAGCUGCAACGAGUCUCUGAACAAAAAACGGUCAGAUUUAAAACAGGAACUCCAACUAGCCUUAGCACUGGUUUGAAUGAAAGGCGAGCGAACUUACGACAAGCUAACGAUAUCGUUCAAGACAUUGUGUCAUUUGAGCCAAUGAUUCAGUCUGUGGCCAGUAAAGCAUCCGACUUACAUCAGAGCUCUCCUGCAUCUGAGAUUUCCAAGAAAUACGAAAAUCUCAGCACACAAGCCAAAGAACUUUUUGCAAAACAAAAAGAAUCUGUCGAACUACAUCAAGCAUUUAUUGAUUCCAGCAAUGAAUUUGCUGCCUGGAUUCGCAACGCCAAAGAAUGUUUGAACAAAUGCUCUGACCCUAGAGGGGACAAAGAUUCUCUGGUGUCAAAAAUGACACAAAUUAAAAUUCUCGACAAUGAUGUACAAAAUGGACAGAAAAAGCUGGAAAAGGCAUUAGAGCAAGCUGAAAUUGCAUGUCGAAAUGUAGAAACAGAUGAAUGUGAAGCAAUUGAAAAGGAAGUAGCUGUCCUGCAAGAUGAAUUUGAUAAUUACUGCAUGGCUCUGAAAAAAAUAAGCGCAUCUCUGGAAAGUGGUAUAGUACGAUGGAAAGAGUAUGCUGAUCAGUAUGCAGUUGCAGUGAGUUGGUUAGAUAAAUUAGAGCAGGAAGUACAGACCUAUAAUAAAAUGCAGAGUACGCUAGAAGAGAAAAAGUUUGUGCUGGAAGAGUUCCAAGAAAAGCUGCAAACCUUAUUUGACUGGCAGAAGGAACUCGAUAAUUUGAACAUGAAAGCACAGAUUCUGUUGGACAUUUGUGCCGACACAAGAGUUAGCAAUGGCGUUACCCAACUCACUACAAAAUAUAAUGUAUUGCUCUCCAUAGCUAAAGAAACUAUGCGCCGAUUGGAACUACAUUAUCAAGAACAUCAGCAACAUAACACAUUAUACGGAGAAUGCCAGGAUUGGUUAGAUCGUCUUCGUGAAAAAUUGAACGAAUGCGAUACGACUCCUCAAACAGUUGUUGAGACUCAGUCGAAAUUAAAUAUUAUCAAAGGGAUUCGUCAAAGUCUAGAGCAGGGACAAAACAAACUACGCUAUUUGUUUGAAUUGAAAGAAAAAAUUCUGAUUAGCACUGAAUCGAAUGGUGCAUCUAAAAUAGCUGAAGAUACAGACAAUCUAAAAAUGGAAUAUGAAUCUUUGAUGCUUGAUAUUAAUGAAAUUCGCCAGAGAUUACUAGCACACUUAGCACAGCUUGAGGAUAUAUUCAAGCUGUCGAAAAUGCUCGCUGAAUGGAUUGAAGAGGUGCAAGGAAAGCUUGCAGCAGGGGCAUCGUUAAGUGAACUCUCAGAUAAAAGAAUGGCGCUAGAAAAAUUACGCGCAAUAUAUCGUGAAACUACGAACUAUAAUGAUAUCACUAAUAAAAUAAAAACAAAAAUGUCUGAGAACAAUAACAUUGUCUUCGAUGAUCUGAAUCUUAUCUUGGGCGAGUAUAAUACACUAGUUGCCAAGGUAGCAGCAGAAAUUGAACGAUUAGAGAAUCAAGUUAACAAUUAUGAAAAAUUCAAACAAGGUUUACAAGCAUUAUACGAUUGGAUGAAGCAUACUAGACAAAGUAUCGAAAAGCUUUCAGAUUAUCACGGUGUUCGAGAUCACAUUGUGGAGAAGCUGAGCAACAUUCAAGACAUACAAAUGUCCUUAUCAGAAGGAAAAGUAUUGCUCGAAAAUGCGAGUGAACUUGGAAACAAGCUACUUUCUAUUAUAGGCCAAGAAGGGCAAGAUUCAAUAAGACAAGAGAUUGUUCAAGCUAAAUCUGAUUGGGAUGAGAUUGAAGUACUAUUAGAUUCAGUUCACAAAACUUUCACUGAUGUAUUAGCAUCAUGGGAGAGCUUCUACGAAAAGUCGAACAAUCUGAGUUCAUUUAUUAUUGAAUACAAGACAAAAAUUGCAGCAUUAGAUGAUGCAAACAGUGUGGAGCAAGAGAAUAACCUAAAAAGUCUCAAGCACAUUUUGGAUAUUAUCUUGACCAAGAAAUCAACUGUUGAUGAAUUAAACGAUGUCUGUGAAGCGUUGAUGGAGAAAAGUGCUUGCCCUAUGGUUAGAGAUCGCACUGUUGAUCUCCAAAAGAGUUACUCAUCACUUCUUUCAAACUUACAAGGACUGAUUGCCAAACUAGAGAAAAAUGUGUCAAGCCAUACAGAAUUUACAUACUACAAAGAGGAACUAAACAAAUGGAUUGAUGAAGCGAAAAGAACAAUCAGUGAUUCACAAGAUGCACCUUCCGAUGAGAUUAAAGAUACGAAAAGGAAAAUUUCCAACCUUCAGGCUCUUUCCAACAGUGUGCCGCAAGGACAAAAACUAUUCGAAAUGUUACAGGACUCUUUCACGAAAUCAUCGUAUUUGCACUCUGAAGAACAACAAACGGGAAUGUUCCAAAGUAUUUCGGAACUACGCGAUGUACUUGAUACAUUGAUCAUUAAUAUUAGUGCAUCUUUGAAUGAUUUGAAUGCCAAGUUCAAUCGUUUGGAGUUGUAUGAUGAUCUUAAACGACGAAUAUCUGACUGGUUGAACACUACAGAAGGUGUGUUUGAAACAAUUCCAGAGACUCGUGGUGAAAUGAGCGAGGUUAAAACGAUUUUAGAACGGGUUAAACAUAUUCACACCGAAAUAACUUUCAAGCAAGCCGAUCUAGAUAGUAUACAACAUGAAGCGACGAAUUUAUUUGAUUCAAAUAGAAGCUCCAUUGAAAUGGAUUGUAUAAAUAAUUACAUGCAAAGAACCGUCAAACUAAAUGAAAAAUGCUGCUAUAUUAUUAAAAACAUGGAAACAGAGUUGGCUGAGCAAAUGGCUUAUUAUCAGAACCUACAGGAAAUCGAAAAAUGGUUACUGCAAAUAUCUUUUCAAUUGAUGGCACAUAAUUCACUUUAUAUCCACAAUCGAGAGCAAACUCUCGAACAAAUUGCGCAGCACGAAAAGCUUCUCAAUGAAAUCCAGCAUUAUCAAGUAAAUCUUGACGAUAUCAAUGUUAAAGGUCAAAGUCAAAUUGAUCGUUACAUACUCAAAGCGCCGGAAGUUAAACAUAGAAUAGAAAAUCAAAUGAAAAACAUUCGUGACAGUUAUGUUUCGUUGUUGAAUACUUCGGUGCAAAUAAAAAAUCGACUUCAUGACUCAUUGAACAAAUUUCAAGAGUACGAGGAUACAUUAGACGACAUCAUCAACAAUCUAAAUAAACUGGAACCUGACAUACAAAGGAUAAAAAAUAUUGAAAUAUCCGAUCACGACGAGGCAAAAGCAAUUCUUGUAAAAGCCCAAGACUACCACAAUAAUCUUCAAGUCGAAAAGAGCCGGUUAAUUCAUGCAAUUCAGGCAUGUGAAGCCGCAACUGCCAGUAUCAGUCGUCCUAGUUCUCCACUGGAAAUAUCUCACCAAGUAAUUCCUGAGAAAGAAUUAAUGAUUCGCGCGCGCUUGGAGGAUCUUGCUGAUGACGUGCAGUCAUGGAUUGCAGAUUUGAUAUCUAAUAUCAACGAUUAUGAACGCCAACUAAAACAAAAAAAUGAGUUGGAACAAUGGAUUGAGCGACAGAAUGCUCUAGUACAUGAAUGGAAUUCAAAACCAACAAAAUUUCGCGCUGAAGCAGCUGACCAGGAAUUGCGUCAAAUGAAUGACCUCUUAAGAAAUAUACCGAUAAAGAAAGAAGAGCUAUACGUUCAAGAUCCAACUCUGCUGAAUAAACUUGACGAGCUUUAUAACAAUUUGAAGCGAGUAAUCGAUAAGAAGAGUGACAAUCAUGUACGCAUAGGAAAAUACAGAAAAUGCUACGAAGAUACUCAGAGCUGGCUGGACACUAUAAUCAACCAAAUUGAUAAUCUUGAAAAGGGAAGCGGACUUACUUGCACGCAAAAGCUUGAGAGAGUAACUAAUAUCAAAAAGAUCUUGGACGAUAAUUCCAAUACAAUUGAAAGCUAUAAACAAAAUGCUGCUCAAAUUGCUGAAAUAGUUAGCAACUUGGAUAGUCAACAAAUAGCUGAACAAGUUAAAGCAAUCGAUCGCAGACACAGCGAUAUUCGCAAAAGAUUGAAUCGAAAACUUGAAAUGAUCGACUCCACUAGCAAAACCUUCGCUAAAAUGGCUUCUGAUAUCUCAGAAAUGCAUCAAUGGCUAAGCGAAAAUAAUGAGUUACUUAACACGCCAUAUAUACUUGGAUCAGACGUGCAAUCGGUGGAAGCUCAGCAUGAAUUAUUUAAAAACAUGCUAGAAAAAGUUGAAGCCAAACAGUCCAAUGUAGAUACUCUUGGAAAACGAUUUUCUACUAUACAAUUUGAGUUAGAACCAGAGGAAAGACAAGUACUAGAGAAAGAUAUUCAUCAUUUGAGUAAAUCAAUUAAUUCGUUCAAUGUUCGGAUUCGUAGUGAAAUUGAUAAGAUUGUAGACGAAAUUUUAUGUCGCAAAAACUUACAAAACAAUUUAGAAAUGACGCGAACCUGGAUUAAAACCAAGCAGAACGAUAUUAACAAAACUUCCGAAUUCGUUCCGUUAUUGGCAUCAAAUGUUAAGUCAGAAAUAAAUUUAUGCAAACGUCACGAGCAGACAAUAAAGGAAUUCCAAGAUAACGCCUUCAAAGAUAUCACCAGACAAGUAAAGGAAAUUAUGAAAGAAUGUAGUGAUGAAGGUCGAUCAAAAUUAUCAAAUGAUUUUGACGAAAUCAAACGUAAAUUGGCUGUAUUGGUUGAAAGCUGUGCGAGCAAAAUAGUGUUUUUGGAGCAAGAGCAUCAAAAGCGUUGUGGAUAUGAGAAAGGAAAAGAGCUGUGUUGGAACUGGUUAGCCGACGCGGAAAAAAAUGUGUCUACAGAUAUAAAUGCCAGGAGUCUACACGUACUAAACGAACAAAUCCAAAAAUUGGAUGCGUUAUGUGUACAAUGUAGUGAUAUGAAACAAUCUUUGAAUGAACUUGAAGCAUAUAAAGCAUCAAUUGUUCCCACAUUGAGCGAGCCGGAUAAAAAUAACAUCAAUGGACAAAUGAAAAUAGCAUACGAAAAGUGGAAUGUUAUAAAUAAUGCCCUUAAGGUGAAAUGUAAAAAACUAAAGUAUCACAUAAAAGAAUACGAAGAUGCGAUUGCUAAAGUAAAUAAUUGUACAGAAGUGAUAGCGCAAGUACAAUUACAAAUACGAGAAAUGAACAGACCGGUAGUUAGUAAAAUAGAAAACAUUCAAGAAUUUCUGAUGUCAUACGAAACCAUUUUGGGAAAUUUGAAAGACAUACGUCUUGAUUUGAAUACCAUUUUACUGACUAAUAUACCACAGUUAAGAGAAAAUACAUCAAAACUUGAAGAAAUGAUCAUGGCAAUCGAAGAACAACUAAGGUGCUUGAAAUCAAUGCUCACUUUAAGAGACGAAUUCAUUGGAGCCAUUAACGAGGUAGUGAAAUCAAUCACGAAAAUCAACACAGAUUUCAACGAAGUCGAUAAUUUUGCCCAAGAUAUGGAUGACCGUUUGAGAAGAUACAAUAAUAUUUUACACCAAAUACAAUUAUGCAACGGUUUGCUCUCAACUGCAACGGAUAAAGGGCGGGCCAUCGCAAAUGAAGGAACAGACCUUGACCGUCACAAUAUUAUGGAUCAACUGCAUUCUCUCCAGUUGCAGAUAGACUCUAUACGAAGAAGUGUAGAAAUUGAGCAAGAUAAAUAUAAGAAGCAACAUCUUUUCCAUCAAUCGACUACCAAAGAUUUGACGGUCUUGUUAGAUUGGUUUCAACAAAAUGGUGAUGUUAUUAAAUCUCGUCCCUUAUAUAAUGAUGACACGAAUGUGUCAGCCAAUUAUUUGACGAGUCACGACAAAUUGAGCAUGGAAGCCCGUAAACAUCUUAAUAAAAUCUCAGAGAUUUUAAAUAAAUUGAAGAUUGAAACUAAAUUACCAACGGAUCUUCAAGAGAAGGCAAGUAAGGCUCAAUCGUUUGUCGAUAACGUUCCGAACGAUUUGAUAGCACGUGAGUCAUAUUUGCAACAAAACCAUCAGCAUCGCGUUAUUUAUCGCGAAAGCCUCAACAAGCUGAUGGAAUGGCUCAAUGCUGCCGAAAAACGUUUAAAAUCCCCAAUCGAUUUUAAUUUGGAGCUGAAUGAAAUUAAUUCAGAUCUGGCAGCAAUGGAGAACUUUUUGGAAAGAGAAGCUUACUUCAGAAAUUUGCUAUUCCACGACAUUCAAGAACAGGCAGAUAAAUUUUGGAAUACGCUCAACGCAGCCGAUCAAGAGAGAUGCUUAGCAGAGCUACACACAUAUAAAACGCGUCUUUCCGAGGUGUCAAAUAAAGGAGCAAUUCAGCAGAGCAAAAUAUUGGCAAAUAAAGAUCUUGUUCGUCAAUAUCAUACUCAAAACGGUAAGGUCUUGCAGUGCAUUAAAAAAAUCAAGCUAGAUGACUCGAUAAUGACGCUGCCGACACUUUCGGGCCGAAUUGACCGCAUUAAUGGAAUACUAAAAUCAAACCAGGCGGAUUCCAACGAACUAGAUACGCUAAACGAGAUAUCUAACCAUAUCAUUGAACAAGCGAAUCAAAUUGAUAGCGCUAGAAUUCGUAAGGAUAAUACCGAAAUUAAUCGCACUUGGACUGAUGACACCGCUCUUCUGCGCAAUCUUGAAGAAAAUUUAGUGCAGCUACAGCAUCAGUGGGCUCAACUUGAGGAUAUUCUACAGGAGUUAGAAACCAAGUCGAAUAGUUUGCUGGAAAAAGACAGAAGCUUGGAUUUGUUGAUUAAAUCUAAAGAAGAUAUUCUAACUAAAAAGCACACGAUAGAGAAUUUGCUAGAGGAUAAAUCUGCCCUCGGUGCGUUAAACACGAAAGCCAAUUCAUUGGCAAAAACGUUGAUCAGUGCACUGAAGGAGCAACAAAUAUCAUCGCAUUCAUUAGAAGAAAAGUUGUAUCAUCUUAACCAGGUUGAUGCCAACCUACAAGAUAACUUGAAUGUGAAGCUCCAACAACUGAAAAAUAUUUUGCGAGAACUAGAACACUUUUCGGAGCAAAUUCAGACUCUGCGAAAAUCGGUUGAGCAACUACUAGUGGAAAUUCGGAAAAUUAAUCCGUUCGAUGAAAGGUUGUUUCAAACCGAGAAGAGUCUCAAUUCGAUCAAGUUAUCAGCAGAUGAAUAUUGCAACCAGAACGAGCAGCUUUGCAAGCAGAUUGACGACAAGUAUUUGACUUUACAACAGUUCAUCCCGACAGAUUUAGCAGAUCAACUUAAUUCUCUGGAAGCCCAACUAAAGAAUAUUUUUGCCGUAAUGGAGGAAUACAACCGUGACUUCAAAAGAGCGAAAACCGUGCGUACUGACUAUUUUGUGGCGUAUGACAGGAUUAAAACAUGGGUAGAAAAUGCAGAACUAACUGUCAGUAACCACAGCAUUGAUCCUAGUGACCUAAAAACUAAAUUGUCUGCGUUGAUUCGUGAAAGCGCAGACAUCCGACUGACAUGUGAUCAACUAGUCUUCAAUGGAAAUGAGAUUAUCAAUAAUUUGGUAACUAAUAACGAGAAGUUAGCCAUGCAAGCGAACAUGGAUCAAAUAUGUGUCGAACUGGACAAAACUAUUCAGUUAAUCGAAGAUAAGAAUGAAACUGUCGAUCAUAUUUUAGGAAACUGGGCUAAUUUUAUGCGCUUAUAUCAAUCGGUCAUUGAUUGGUCAGUAGCACUUCGUGGACUUUUAGAAAGAAAACUUCAAUUAAACUCUUUAAGUGAAGCACAACAAGCAUGUCAGAAUUAUUCAAGUGCGGUGUCUACUUUAACAGAUGUUUCGAAACAUUUGAGCGAAAUGAAUUUUGAGUUCGAUAAAAUUAACGAAGUUUGUUCAGCUGGUUUUCUGAAAAACAAACUGCACGAAGCCGAAACUGUGAAAAUUGACAUCGAAACUAUUUUAUUCGAAAGGAAUUUAUUCCUCCAAGAAACGACUGAGGAGUGGCAACAGUAUGAGCACAAACUUAAAAGUGUAAAAGAAUGGAUCAAAGAAUCGUAUGAUACGUUGAACUCUCCAGAGGAAAAGGUUAAGCCUUUACGGGAUCAGCUCCGCAUACUCGAACAAUUGCUUGCAGAUAUUUCGGCUCAGAAGAUUAAAGUCAACAUGUCGUUAGAAAAACUACAGGUUCAUUUCCAUACGGAAAUAAUAUGCACCGACAAUCCGAACAUUGUCCACAGUGGACGUGCUGUGCUCGAUGAUCUUGAUAAGCUAAAUAUGGACGUAUUCCAAACCACUCAAGAUUUGGACAAGGCUUUGGUAAAAAUUGAAGACUGCCAGCAUGAAAUGCAAACGCUACGGCAUCGUAUUGUGCAGGAAGAACAACAGCUUCGAAAUAUUUUGUCACCAUUGCACCAAUCAAGCGAUAGUGAUAAAAACGAACAGGAACCGCCGUUUGUUUGGAACCAAGUUUCUAAUGAGGAAACUCAACAACAACUAUCUCAGCACCUAAUGUAUACCACACAACAACCGGAAGUAACACAUAUUCAAAAUAUGGAAUGUUCAACACAAUCAAUACCGUCAUUUCCCACAUGUGUUACUAAUAGUGCUAGCAUAUCCAAUAGAGCAACGAAACAGGUAGCACCAGAAAUGAAACAGGUAGCGCCAGAAAGUUCCAACCGGUCAAGCAUUUGGAACACCUCCGAUCUUACAUAUGCUGAAGUUGUUGCUGGUCUACGUAAACAGCAUCAAACGCAUUAUCAACUACCAACCCGUACCACUAAACAAGUGUCAACCGAAAAUAACCAAAAUCCCGUACUGACCGUUCUGAGCCAAAAGGACAAGCGCACAGAAGAAUCGGCCCCUUGCUCAUACAACAACUCUUUGAAGUUCGAUAUUCCUGAUGACAAUUACAGAACCGGCGUGAAAUCCUUAAAAUCCAACCCCAGAGACAAACCUAAACGUGUUAAAAAAGCCUUAAAUAUUCCGAAACAAGCUGAACCACAAAAACGUGAAUCUGAACAGGAUACUUUUUCAAAAACAGUUUCUGACAAUACAAUGCGUGAUUCCGAAUAUCAGAAAAAUUUGAAAGAAACCGUGAUCGUAGGCAAUGAUUUCUCUCAAACAAGCGUUUACGAGAAUCAUUCAAAUAAAUCUUACGCGGAAGUGGUUAAGAAACUCAGUGCAGGUAAUACCCAUUCUACGCAUAAGUACGUUCAGAAGCCAACAGAUAGUGAGUUAGGUGUCGAAAAAUCCGAAAUUAGUGAGUUCACAACAUAUGGCGGGCCAACCGUUUCCACUAGGGAUUCAUUUAUUUCAAAAAGUCGUAGGCAACGCAAACCAAAAUAUCAACAUAUUUCUGAACCUAGUUUGACUUCUAAACAAAUGACAGUUUCACAAUCAAAAUCUUCUAUUGUUGUUGUUUCGAACAAUGACGAAAAGAUCUCUCGUGACGACGUAGUUAGCAAAAAGACCACUCGUGACGACAUACCUCGAAUAUCCCCUGAAACAAGAAAAACGAAUGAUCCUAGCAAUGAGCCCAGAAAACAAAAGAAGAAGAAGAAAAAGUUUGGGAAAUCUGAUCAACAAGUGGAAGUUCAUAUUGGUAAUAAGUCUAACGUUACCAUAUCGCCAGCCAGCGUAGUGUCAGAUAUAAAUAUAACAAACGCAGUUGAUUUGUCGCAACAAGAUUCUGACAAAUUACAUAAUGUAGGAGAAUAUCCAGUUGUCGAAGAAGACACACAACUUUUGCCAGAUCCAAUGGUAUCACCUGAGCAGAACGAUUGCAUAAUUCAAAAGAGUGAAAGUAAUCCAACACCGUCACUAAAUCUUGUGACAUCUUCUGACAAAGAAGAUCCCCCAAUGUUAGAUCCUGUUACCCCAAUGGAAAACCUAGAUCAACACAGUAUCACAAGCACAAGAAAUGACAAUGCGAAACAAAACGCUAAAAAGACUAAAAGAACAAAAAUUGAUAGGUUCGAAAAAAUUCGCAAGUCAAAUUCAUUAAAGAUUGUAGCUUUAUUAGAGUGUGAAAGCAAACAAUUUGAAAGAGAGUUAUCUGACUGUCAGCUAGUACCAGAAAUACAACCAUACGCACAUAACGAAUCGAUAAAUGUGAUUAAACAGCAACAAUCUACCUCAGAAACCUGUUGCGGAAGCCCAGCGGCUGAUUUAUCGAUUCCAACAAAAGAUAUUGCGAAUCCAGACGAUAUAACGACUGAACCAAAUCCAAAUAAUGGAUUUAAAAGCAAUCUUGUAUUUGAGGAGUAUGACUUCAUGUGUCCAACAGAACAGAAAACAGUUACCAUAGAAAAUAUUGACAACGCUCGAAGUAAUAGCUCCUCUUUCGAAAUAACUGAACAAGACUCACCAGCUGACAUAGACACACCUCAAAACACUAACGAUACCGAGCAUUUGAAGCCUGACAACACAUCAACAACAUCAGUUCUAAAUUCCAAUGAAUCCAGUUUAAAAUCGAAUUCCACUCCGCAGCAGUAUGUACACUCCAACGGAAGCGAUCCAAACGGUUCAAAAAUGGUGAUGAUCAAUAAACAUUGGCGUGAUCACCGUCAAAAAAUUUCGAUGAUUACUCACGAAGAGUAUCUAUUGAAACCAAUAAAUCAUAUAAAGUUAGAGCUUCCGAUGAUAACAUUUGAAACGAAUGUUAGUGAAACUGAACAGUUUCUGAUAAAUGCUCAGUUAGAUGAAGCAGAAAUGCAUACUGAAAUCGCAAAAAGCUUAGACACAAAGUAUGACGAAGAAAUGCAAUUAGCCACUGAAAUAUCAGUAGUGGAUUCUUCAACUAGCGAACCGUUUCAUACUAACUUGAUAGGAGUGGUUUCAGAUCCUGCUUCAGAUAUAGUUUCAAAUACUGACAACAAAACAUCUAAACCCGAUACGAUGAGUACCGAGAUUGUCCUUCCAAGCAAUGAUGAAAAUAAAACAACAAACCUACAACAAGAUGCAUUUAAAACUGCUACAUCUACAGUUACAUUUAAAACAACAACGAUUAUGUUCGAAAGCUCGACCGAACAGCAAAUGAUUGAUGAAUAUUAUACUAAUCCAGUUUCUAUUGAGGAAAUAAUAGAACCGCGCGCCGAGAAUGUGCAGCCAUUCCAAGCUGAAGAACCAUCAACCGAAAUUGAAACGAACGUUGAUUUUCCAAAUAUCUCAAAAGAUUCUUCUCCAUCAACCGAUAUCAAUAAAAACUCCACAUCUGUUGAUGACCAGCACAAAACAGUUACUAUAAUUCACACAAGCUCUAUUUUGCACGAUGCACUUAAAAGUGUCGAACUCCCAGAGACUAUUAAAAUCAGUACCUGUGAUAUUGGAUUCGUACAACAUGAGAAAGAGAAAACUUUUUCUCCAAUUCAAGAGUCUGAGAAACUUGUGAUCGAAAACAAGACAGUGCCAUCAAUGAUAAACCAAACCGUUACAGGUUGUGAUAUUCCAAUUCAAAAUUUCGAGGCAAAUGCUCAGAAUCCUUAUGAAACCCAUUAUGUUUCUGGAGAGAGUCAAAUGAUACAGCAUUUAAGCACUGAACUAGAGCCUUCCAACGAAGCACUUCUGGUAGAAAUACGAGAAGAAUCAAACCAACAAGAGGAGAGUAAGACUACACAAUUAAUUGAUGCUGGAAGUGAUUCCCCAGAAUCGUUGCAACUUCCAGAGACUGCUUCAUAUUCACCGCAAAUGGUGCCAGAUGAAGUCAAUGACGAGGAGACAGCUUUAAUUGCUCUCAGAGAAACAUCAUUCGAACAAGACUUACCUUCGCUGAUAACUGUCACUGAAUCUGCGCAGCCUUCGAAUAUUGAAAUUUUACCAGAGAUUGAAUCUAGUUUCGAGCAAACAUCAUCAGAACCGCAGCAAAUCUACGAGGAGGAAGUUCAAAGUUCUGUAUCACAGCCUAAUAAAGAGAUUAAAGAUUUGCAAGAUAACAUUGAAAACCAAACCAAAAACCUACAGAUACAGGAAAUGGAACUUCCAAAGGAUACAAUUACUGAUGAGGAGAACGUUUUGAUCGCUCAUAGAGAAACAUCUCUCAAACAAGAUUUGAAUCUACCAAACAUAGCGACCGAAUCAGAUCAACCUAAAAAUGAUGAAAUUCUUCCAGCGACUGAAUCUAGUUCCCUGAAAACGUUGACAGAAAAUCAGCAAAUAAACGCCAGUUUUGUAGACCUAAUGCAGACAUAUGAUAUUUCUAAGGAGACUGAUGAAAGAGAUUUAUUGCUGGAAAAUAAUGAUAUAUGUAUUACUUCAACUAAAGACUGUACUGACAAUGAAAUGCGAUACUUAUCGACUAUUGAUAUAACAAUAACUGACGAUACAUUGAUAGAAGAUUCAUCAGGGUUGAGACCUGGACCUGCCGAGGAACAUGAAAGUACCGAAGCUAAUGUUUCUGAGUCAGUAGUUUAUAAAGCAAUCAACGACUCAAUAUCAGAGUCAAACGAUAAAAUUCAGGUCAUAGGAUAUGUCGAAAUGAGUGGCAAAUUCGGCGAAACCAAGAACGAUGAAAGUAAUGAUAUCAAGGAGUCAUCUAACGUUGUGGCCAAGCCGGAAAACUAUGAAAUUCUAAACAACACUUGCUAUACUUAUUGGAAAUACCAUGAUGCAGAAAUGAUGUAUUACAGACACUUCCCAUUACCAUCUGAGAAAACAGGUGAACAAGCAUUAACAAUAACGGAGCCUGAAUCAAAGUUCCUGGAAACGUUAACUGACCAACAACAAACAAAUGAAGAAGUAGAUCAAAGAGCAGUUGAGUUGAUUCACGAAACUGCAUUGUAUAUAAAAAAUAAGAGGGACGAACUAGUUGAAAAUCAAGAAGAUACCUCAGAUUCCACAAUUGUUUCCCAAGUAACCCCGGCUAAGGUCACUGAUGAGGAAACCGUUUUAAUUGCCUUCAGAAAAGCAUCAGACGAUCAAGAUUCAAUCCCAUCGAAUAUGGUCACCGAACCUGAAUCUAGUUCCCUACUACUUCCCCCAGAUCAACAACCAAUAAACGCAAAUCAAGGCGCACAGGAGUUAGAGAAUUCAGAUAAAGUAAUUACCACAGGACAAACUUCAGAUGAAGUCUAUGAUACAGAGCCUACGUCAAGUACCCACGAAGAACCCUGUAAUACGAAAAAUUUGAUCAACUCGAUUAUAUUACGGGCAUCAGAAAAGCUUACUACUGAUGAAAUCCUACCAGAAAAUGAAUCCAAUUCUCCACAAACGGUGACAGAUGAAGUCAAUGAUGAGGAGGCUGCUUUAACUGCACUCAGAGAAACGUCAUUCGAACAAGAUUUGUUAUCGGUGAAAACAGCCGCUGAAUCUGAGCAGUCUUCAAAUGAUGAAAUUCUGCCAGAGUUUGAAUCUAGUUGGCUGGAAUCGUCGACAGAAGACUCACAAAUCAACGAUUACGCAGUCCAAGGACCUUGUAUACAAAAGGAUGUAGAAGCGGAAGAUUUGCGAGAAAGCAUUAUCGAACACCAACCGCGGGAAAUAGAAUGUCUGAAUGAAGUAAUUGCAGUCCGAGAAACCCCAGACGAAAUCACUGACGAGGAAAAGAUUUUGAUCGCACUCAGAGAAAUUUCAUUUAAACAGGAAAGUGAACAUAUAUUCCAAGGGGCGGAAAUCCUACCGAGUACUGAAUCUAGUCCCCCUCAAACGUCGACAGAAGUGGUCAUUGAUGAGGAAGUGGCUUUAACUGCUCUUAGGAAAACGUCAUUUGAAGAAGAUACAGUAUCGGUGAAUAUAGUCGCUGAAUUUGAGCAGUCUUCAAAUGGUGAAAUUCUGCCAGAGUUAAAAUCUAGUUGCCUGGAAACGUCGGCAGAAGACCGGCAAACCGAUGUUGAUGAAAUCCAAGCACCUUUCAUACAAAAGGAUGAAGAGGCGGGAGCUUUGCAAGAUAAUAUUACACGCCUAAUCGAACAUCUACCGCAGGAAAAAGAAUGUCUAAAGGAAGAAAUUGAACUGACAGAAACCCCAGAUGAAAUAACUGAUGAGGAGAAAACUUUAAUCUCACUCAGAGAAAUAUCCCUCAAACAAAUUGAAGCUCAAGAACCUUUUAUACAGAAGGAUGAGGAAGCGGAAGAUUUGAAAGAUAAAAUUACAAGCCUAAUCGAACAUCAACCGCAGGAAAUAGAAUGUCUAAAGGAAGCAAUUGAACUCACAGACACCCCAGAUGAAAUCACUGAUGAGGAGAAGACUUUAAUCUCACUCAGAGAAAUAUCUCUCAAACAAAAUGAAGAUCAAGCAGCCUUUAUACAACAGGACGAGGAAGAGAAAGAUUUGCAAGAUAGUAUUACGAAUCUAAUCAAACAUCAACCGCAGGAAAUUGGAAGUCUGAAUGAAGCAAUUGAACUCACAGAAACUUUAGAUGAAAUAAAUAAUGAGGAGAAGACUUUAAUCUCACUCAGAGAAAUAUCUCUCAAGCAAGACAGUGACCAUACAAUCCAAGGGGCGGAAAUCUUACUGGAUAAUGAAUCUAGUCUUCCGCAAACCUCUACAAAUGAGGUCAAUGAUGAGGAAACUGCUUCAACUAUUCUCAAGGAAACGUCAUUCGGAGAAGAUUCGUUAGUCGCAGAAUCUGAGCAGUCUUUACAUGAUGAAACUCUGCCAGAGUUUGAAUCUAGCUGCCUGAAAACGAUAACAGAAGACCAGCAAACGAACGAUGACGAAUACCUCCAAAGACCUGGCGUACAAAAGGAUGAAGAGGCUGAAGAUUUGCAAGCCCUAACCGAAAAUGAACGACUAGAUAUAGAAUGUCCGAAUGAAACAAUUGCACCCCAAGAAACCCCAGAUGAAAUCACUGAUGAGGAGAAGACCCUAAUCUCACUCAGAGAAAUAUCCUUCAAAGAAGACAAUACACAUAUGAUCCAAGAGGCGCAAAUCCUACCGGAUAUUGAAUCUACGUCAUCGGAAACGGGGACAGAUGAGGUCAAUGAAGGGCUGGGGGCUGCUCUCAGGGAAACGUCAUUUGAACAAGAUUCGUUAUCGGUGAUGAUAGUCGCUGAAUCUGAGCAAUCUUCAAAUGAUGAAAUUCUGCCUGAGCAUGAAUCUAGUUGUCUGGAAACGUCAACGGAUCAUCAGAAAAUCAAUGUUGAUGAAGUCCAAGCACCUUUUAUACAAAAGGAUAAAGAAGUGGAAGAUUUGCAUGAUAAUAUUACAAACCUAAUCGAACAUCAACCGUGGAAAAUACAACGUCUGGAAGCAAUUGAGCUCACUGAAACUUCAGAUGAAAUUACAGAUGAGGAGAAGACUUUAAUUUCACUCAGAGAAAUAUCCUUCAAACAAGACUCUGAAUAUACAAUCCAACGGACGGAAAUUCUACGGGAUACUGAAUCUAUCCCCCCGCAAACGUCGACAGAUGAAGUCAAUGACGAGGAAGUUGUUUUGACUGUUCUCAAGGAAACGUCAUUUGAAGAGUUUGAAUCUAGUUGCCUGGAAACGUCGACAGAAGGCCCGCAAAUGAACGAUGACGCAGUCCAAAGACCUUGUAUACAAAAGAAUGAAGAGGUCCUGACCGAAAACCAGCCACGAGAAAUAGAAUAUCUGAAGGAAACAAUUUUACCCCGAGAAACCCCAGAUGAAACCACCGAUGAAGAGAAGGCUUUAAUCGCACUCAGAGAAACAUCCUCCGAACAAGAUAAAGAAAUUGCUUCUCAACCAAGCCUAGAUGUAAUAACUGACAAGGAGAUUGCUUCAAUUAUCCGCAGAGAACCAUCAUUUGAACAAGAAUUGUUCUCAACAACGUCAGUCACUGCAUCAAAACAGCCUGAAUAUGAUGAAAUUCUGCCACCGUCUGAAGAUCAGCAUAAAAUUAUUCACGAGGUAGACCAAAGACCACUUACGCAUACUGACGAAAACCUGCCAGAAACCCAAUAUAGUUCUCCAAAAACGUUGACAGCCCAACAGGACGAUCAAAUAGAGCAAAGACUUGAUGUACAGACUCACGAAAUUACAAUGCACGACUUGAAAGAUAAUAGUGAUAAUCUAACGAACAAUCAAGCAGUACAAGAGGUAGAUAAUUCAAAUGGAACAAUUACAUCUCAACGAAUCCCGGAUGAUCCAGAACUGAUUUCAUCAACUAUAGGAACUAAAGCAGAGAAGCUUACGGAUGAUGAAAUUCUACCAGAGCGUGAAUCUAGUAUUCUGCCAACAAAACCUGUUGUACGGACUGACGAAUCAGCAUCUCCUCGCACCCCAGAGGAAGUCAAGCACGAAGAGAUUACUUUAAUUGCCCUUAGAGAGGCAAAAGGUGAACUAGAAUCUGAAUCGAUUUCCCAGCAAACAUCAACAGACCAGCAGCUUAUCAACCGGGAGAAAGUUCAAAUCCCUGUUGUACAAGAGACACGGUCAAUCGAAGGUCUAAAUGAAACAGUUACAUACCAACAAGUUCCAGAUGUCAUAAAUAAUGAGGAGAUUGCUUUUAUCACUGUCAUUGAAACACCAUUCAAACAAGAUUUGGUUCUACAAGAAAUAGGCGCUGAAUCAGAACAGUCUAAGAAUGAAGAAAUAUUGCCCGAGACUGAAUCUAAUGCCUUACAAACGUGGACGAAUGAAGUCCAACAACAAAUAACCUACAAGAUAAGUCAAACACUUAUUGUACAGACUGAAGAAACGGUUUCGGAUGUAGAAGCUAGCAAUGAAGAUCCACACAAUCCAGAAGAAAUAAUUACAUCUCAACGGAUCUUAGAUGCACUCAAUGAUGAGGAAAUUGCGUCCAGUGCCCUUAACGAACCCUUAUACGAGAUGGAUAUAAUCACAUCAAAAAUAGUCAUCGACACAAAGCAUCCUCCGGAAUUUGAAUCUAGUUCACUGCAAUCAUCGACACAUGAAAUCAAAGACGAGUCUGUAAUCGCUCUCAAAGACACAUUAUUCGAUCCAGAUUUGAUCUCAUCUACGAUAGACAAUAAAUCAGAGACACCUACAAAUGUCGAAAUGAUACCAGAAUUUGAAUCUAAUGUCCCGACAACGUCAGCAAACCCGCAGCAAGUAAUUGAUGUACAGAUCGACGAAACAGUUUCGGAUUUGAAUUAUAUCAGUCAAAGUCUUGCGAACAACGAAAAAUCACAGAAGCCACAAAUUUUAACUGAAGCACAAGUUGAAAUUAAUGACGAGGAGACUGCUUUAAUUGACCACAGAGAAACUUCAUUCCAAAAAGAUCGGCUCUCGGCAAUGAUAAGUGAACCUGAGCAGAGUUCAAAUUAUGAUAUUCUGCCAGAGUGUGAAUCGAGUACGCUGCAAACGUCGGUAGAUCAACAGCAAAUCCAUUAUGUGGUAGUCCAAGAUCCUGUUGUACAGAUUGAUGAAAAUGCUGUGGAAGAUAACAUUGAUAAACUAACAGAAUGUCUGGACAAUUCAGAGAGAACAAUUCAAUUUGAACGAAUUACAGAUACAAUCAAUGAUGAGAAAACUGCUUCGAGUGCCUUGAAUGAAUCCAUGAACGAGAAAGAUAUAGCCACUUUAGAAAUAGUCAUCCACGAGAUACAUCCCAAGGAUGAAAUUCUCCCAGAGGCUGAAACUUGUUCCCUGCAAAGGUUGACAGAAGAAUUCAAUGACGCGGAGACUGUUUCCAUUUCACACAAGGACGCAUCAUCUGAUCCAGAUUUAAUCCCAUUAACGAUAGAUGCGGAAUCAGUGAAACCUAAAGAUGAAGAAACCAUAACAGAGCUUGAACCUAUCCGCCUGCAAAUGUCAACAGACCAACAGCCAAUAAUCGACGAGGUAGACCACAGACAUAUUGUACAGACGGACGAAACAGCAGAUUCGAGCAAUAUAAGUGAAAAUCUAAUGGAAAACCAAGAAAUAGGGAAAUCACAAUAUUCAGAUGGAAUCCAAGAUGAAGUCAAUGACGAGGAGACUGUUUUAAUGGCUCUCAGAGAAACCACAUUCCAAAUUGAUUUGAAAUCAGUGGUCAUAGGUUUUGAAUCUGAGCAGAGUACAAAUAAUGAAGUCCUAUCGGAAUCGGAAUCAUGUCCCCUCCAAACGUCAACAGACCACGAAGAGGAAGCCAGACAAACUGAUGAAAAUUCAAAAGAUAACAUUAGAAACCUAACCGAAAACCCAGAGAGUGUUUUCAUCGAACCCAAUGAAACAUCAAAACAAGAUUUGAACUCAAUAAAGAUCAACACUGAAUCAGAACAGUAUAACAAUGAUAAAAUUCUGCAACCGACUGAAUUCAGUUCCAGGCAAACGUCAGAAAAUGAGCGAAUAAUUGACGAGAUAGAAAAAACACUUGUACAGACUAAUGAAAUACGGUCGGAAUUGAGAGAUAACAUAGAAUCUAAAUCUCAACAAACCCCUGAUAAAAUAACUGAUGAGGAGACUGCACUAAAUGCUCUUACAGAAAUAUCACUUGGACCAAAUUUGAACCCAUCGGAAAUCGUAAUUGACGCAAAGCAGCCAACAAAUGAUGAGAUCAAUAUAAAAUUAGAAACUACUACCCAACAAACGUCAACAGACCAGAAGAAGAUCAAGGAUGUCGAAAUUCAAAGUCCAGUUGGGCAAGCUGAUAAAAUAGCUGCUGAUUUGAAAGAUAUCAGUAAAAUUUUAAUGGAAAACCGAGAGGCUCUGGUAAUAGAAUAUAUGGAUGAAAAAAUUUCAAACCUUCAAAUCCCAGACGAAGUUAAUGAUGAAGAAAUCGUUAUAUCAGAUAUUGUUAUUGAGUCACAUGAUGAAUUCCUACCAGAACAUGAAUCUGCUUUACAGACUGACGAAGCCGUAGUAUCUAUUUCAUUUGAACGAUUCUCUGAUGAAGUAAAAACCGAAGAGGAACUUUUAAUUGCCCUCAGAGAAGCAUCGUACGAGCAAGAUUUGAUUCCAUCGAACAUAGUCAUCGAAGAGCAGCCAACGGUUGAUAAAAUUCUGCCAGAAACUGAAUAUGGUACCCAGCCGAUGUCAACAGAACAGCAGCAAAUCAAGAAUGCCGAGAUUCAAAGCUCAGUAGUACAGACUGAUAAAACAGCUGUGGUUUCGACUGAAAGCAGUGAACAUUCAGUGGACAACCGAGAGGCACGGGAAGUAGAAUGCAUGGAUGAAUCAAAUUCAAACCGUCGAAUCAAUGAUGAGGAAACUUCAUUCAUCACUCACAGGGAACCAUUAUUCGAACGAGAUUUGAUCGUAUCAAAGAUAAUCAUUGUAGCAGAGCAACCUAAGAGUGAUGAAGUUGUGUCUGAGUCCGAAUCCAGUUGUAUAAAACAAUCAGUUGACCAAAAGCAAAUGAAUGAUGAGGAAGCUCAGAGACCUGUUGAAAUCACUGAUGCAACAGCUGCAGAUUUGAGAGAUAACUUAAUGGAAACCCAAGAGGAAGCUGCUUUGAUCGCUCUCCGAGAAACAUCCCUCGAACAAGAUUUAAUCAUUUCAAAGGUAGCCACUGAAUCAGAGCCUACAAAUGAUGAAUUACCGCCAGAAGAUGAAUCUAGUCGCCAGCUAAUAAAUAAUGAAGUAGACCCCAUACCUAUUUUACAGACUGACGAGACUGUUUCAGACAAGAAAGACAAGAGAGAACAUUUAAUGGAUAAUCAAGAGACACAAGCUGUAGGGUAUCUAGUUGAAUCAAUUGCAUUUGAACAAUACCCCGAUGAAAUAAACGAUGAGGAGAAAGUUUUAAUUGCCCUCCGUGAAGCAUCGUACGAGCAAGAUUUGAUUCAAUCAAAAAUAGCCAUCGAAUCAGAGCAACCAACGAUUGACAACAUUCUACCAGAGACUGAACAUGGAACCCAGCAAACGGUGACAAACCUGCAACAAAUCCAGGAUGUCGAAAUUCAAAGUCCUGUUGUACAGACUGAUGAAACAGUUGCAGAUUUGAAUGACAAUAACGAAAACUUGAUGGAAAAUCGACAGAUACGGGUAAUAGAUGGAAUGAAUGAAAAAAUUGCAAACCUUCAACUCCCAGAUGAAGUCAAUGAUGAGGAAACUGCUUUGAUUGCUCUUAGAGAAACAUCAUUCGAACAAGAUUUGAUCGUAUCAAAGAUAGUCACUGAGUCAGAGCAACCUACAAAUGAUGGAAUUCUGCCAGAGCCUGAAUCAAGUUACAUACAAACACCUGUUGUACAGACUGAUGUAACAGUUGCAGAUUGGAGUGAUGACAGUGGAAAAUUAAUGAAAACCAAAGAGGAAACUGCUUUGAUCGGACUCAGAGAAACAACCCUCGUACCAGAUUUGAUCAAUCCAAUGAUAGUCAAUGAAUCAGAGCACCCUGCAAAUGAUGAAUUCCUGUCAGAGGAUUCUAGUUGCCAGCAAACUUUACCAGUCCAACAACAAAUAAGUAAUGAAGUAGACCACAGACACAUUUUACAGACUGACAAGACCGUUUUAAACAUACAAUAUAACAGAGAAUAUUCAAUGGAUAACCAAGAAGCGCGAGCCGUAGUAGGUCUAGAAGAAACAAUUUCAUUUGAUCGAUCCCCUGAUAAAGUAAUAGACGAGGAGACAGUUUUAAUAGCCCUCAGAGAAGCAUCGUACGAGCAAGAUUUGUUUCCAUCAAAUAUAGUCAUCGAAUCAGAGCUGCCAACAGAUAACAUUCUGUCAGAGACUGAAUCUAGUACCCAGCAACCGUCAACAGACCAGCAGCAAAUCAAGAACGCCGAAAUGAUAAGACCAGGUGUACAGACUGAUGAAACAUCUGUAGAUUUGCAAGAUGACGCCGAAAAAUUAAUAGAAAACCUAGAGACACAAGUAGUAGAAUGUAUGGGUGAAACAACGGCAUACAGUCAAAUCGCAGAUGAAAUUGAAGAAGAAGAACCUGCUCUGAUUGCUCUCCGAGAAACAUCCUUCGAGCAAGAUUUGAUUAUGUCGAAGUUAAUCGAAUCAGAGCAUCCUACAAAUGAUGAACUUCUGGCUGACACUGAAUGCAGUACUCCACAAGCAUUUGUUGACCAUCAGCGAAUAAUCAAUACGGUAGACCAAAUUCCUGUUGAACUGACUGUUGAUUUGAAAAAUAAUAAUGAAAUUCGAAAGGAAAACCAAGAAGCGCAAGAGUCAGAAAUUUCAGAUGAAAUAAUUGCAUCUCUACCAGUUGAGGUGACUGAUGAGGAGACUGCCAUAGUUAUCCUCAGAGUAACAUCAUUCGAACCUGAUUUGAUAAUCGCUGAACCAGCUCAGUCUAUUAGUGAUGAAAUCUCGACAGAGUCAAACUUGUCAACAUACAAGCAACAAAUCAACGAUGAUAAUAUUCAAAUACAUGUUGCACAAAUUAAUGAAGAUAAUAGUGAGAAUCUGAUGGGUAACCAAGAAUCGCGGGAGAUAAUGUAUCUUGAUAAAACUAUUACAUCCCCAGAUGAAAGCAAUGACGAAGAAACUACUUUGAUUGCUCUCAGAGCAGCAUCAUUCGAACAAGACUUGAUCCCAGAUGAAAGCAGUAGCGAAGAGACUAUUUUAAAUGUUCUCAAAGCAACACCGACUGUGAUUGAUUUAGACAAUGCAUCAAAUUAUGAAUCUAUUAGUCUACAAGCGACAACAUACCAGCAGCUGAUCACCGAUGAAUUAGACCAAAUACCUGUUGCACCUGUUGACGAAACACCGUCGAAUUUGCAUAAUAUCAGUGAAAAUCGAAUAGAAAACCCAGAAGUAUUAGAGACACAAAGUUCAGAUGGAACAAUUUCAUCACAACAAACACCAAAUGUAAUUAAAGACAUGGACAACACUUUUAUUGAUCAGAAAGAUGCAUCAUUGCAACAAGACUCGAUCCCAUCAACGGUAGUUACUGCAUCGUUGGAGUCUUCGAAUGAUGACUACGAAACCAUUCCGAUAACUGAAUCAUUGGAUUCUUGUAGCACUCGCGAAAUGUUUGGUACGAUGAAAUAUGAGCAAGAAAAUAAUAUUUCUACUAAUUAUUGGCAAUACCGUGAUGCUGAAAAGAUGUAUUACCAUCACUUUGGAUCUUCUUCUGAGAAUACGGGGCAAUCAACCAUUUGUGAUCUUCCAUUGCCAAUCAAUCAAAAUGAUACUGAUUUCACCUAUGAGUAUUAUGAAAAUGAACAAGAUAUGGUCGCAAUUGAAGAGCUUGAAAUACCGCUUAGCGACUAUUAUGAUUACUGGACAUAUCACGAUUUUGAAAAGAAGAAUUUCCAGUACGUUUCGGUCCCCACGCACAAAACUGUUGAUACACAAAUGGCAGAACAAGAAGAUUCUGCUAAUAUCGAUGUUUGUCAGAAAGUCGAAGGAAUUAACCAAACAGCUAUUGGAGUUACGAGUGACAGUACACCUCAUCAAAGUACUCUCACAAUAGACGUUGAAAAAAGUUAUCUCAACUUAAAUCUAGAUGAAGAAUUGACUGGUUCUCAGAUCACUUCAGAAAAGGAAAAGAUUAGAACGGAUUCAACUGAACUGGGAUUGUCAAAUGAAAUAACACAGGUUGAUCAGAAUCGUAGGUGUACAGGAAUACAAGGAAUUCAAAAACCUGCAACUUUAUCGGAUUCUGAUAAAUCAGAAGUUGAUGUUGAAGAAGAUCACAGAAAAAACGUACACUUGUGUAAUUUGGUAGAAGAUAGAUAUUGGUUUGAUAAACCGGUUUACGACAGUGCUGAAAAACAAUAUCAUAUGUUGAACACUCAAGUACGUGAUAGUUCUCCAGCAGUAUCUCUGAUAGAAGGUGUAGAUAUGGAUUUGCAGCAUCUAAGUGAAAAUAUUUCCGUAUACAAAGCCGACAGUCAGUCUGAAACAUUUACCGACAAAAUAUUGCCAGAUUCACAGCUAUGCUCAGCAAAUACUAACCAGCUAACGGAAUGCUCAAACAACUCCUUGCCACUAAUUUCCUCCUAUCCUGAAUGCACAAAUCCUUUAUCCGAUACCAGAAUUUCCGAAGACCCAAAUCCGAUAGGUUCAACAAGCAACGUAGUACCAAGUAAUUCCAAUGAUAAUGUAGCUGGUUGCACAAUGAGUAAACAGACACUUACUGAUAGCGUGGAAAAUAUUUUGGAAUCGCUGUUGUCCGCUGAAAUAAAGAUGAACAACUUGCCGUAUGAUAACAUUAAUGAUUUAAUUAAAGGACUACAGAUUCUAAUUGAAAACUUGGCUGAUUAUAAGCAGCAAAACCAAGCUAUCACGGUGUCACUUCCUCAGAAUGCAGACAGCCGGGUGAAAGAAUCCAUACAACUAAUCGAUCAACGCAUUGAUUUCCUACGUCAAAGAGCACACGAAGGAUUGGAAAAAAUACAGAAUUCAUUGAAAAUAAGAGAACAGCGGAAGGCUGAAGUGCGUUCGUAUUAUCAACUGUUGGAGGAAAUCGAAAACUGGUUGUCCUCGGAAUCUAUUCAACUUUCUGAUAUAGACGAAAGGUAUUCAGAACAUGACUUAAAACCAAUGCUAGAACAAAAUCAAAUAAAGCUCAAAAAUCUUCGGGAAAAAGAGAUUCAGUCCCUCAAUAUGUAUUUGAAAACUGAAGAAUACAUAAAAUAUGCAGACGUACAUGAUAAAACAUCCGUAUUACGAGAAAAUCUAGGAAUUUUAAACAGAACAAUCCGAGAGAAGGCUCUGAUAUUAGAAGACAACAUACAACGCAUAAAAGCCAUUUUAGAACCAUCAGACAAUCUAAAAGUGGAUAAUGAAGUACAAACCAGUCCUCCCUCUUCUAUGGAUGCCAUGAGGACAGCUCCCACUACAGCCAGCCUUCAGAAUACAUCAUCGCAGACUCAAAGUGAUCGACUAACGGAUAACAUUCUUAUUAUACAAUCUGUAUCUGAUGGCAGAGAAACGGUGCAAAUUUCAAACGUAUCCGGAUCGGCCUUUAUAGGAUCUGCGAGUGAUGUAAUUGUUGAAGCAAAAUACACACAGCACAUACCCGGAGAAAGUACUAAGUCGUCUGAAUUGCUUCUGAAAAACAUACCUUCAGAAUUUGAAACAACUUUCGUGGAGCCAGAUGAGAGCACAACUGAAAUUAUCGUUGAAAAAGAUGGGUCAAAGAAAAUAAUUCUUAAAAAAGUAGUUUUACCGGUAGAGUCGAUAGACUCUUGUGAAUCGACGAAAGCUACCAUUACUACUUCAGUUGGACCAGAAAUGCAUUUAGUCGAAGUUGAAGGCAAGGUAGAGGAACUGUAUAGCGAACCAGUCGUCUCCAGCGAUGUCAAUGAUGCUCAAAAUGUAGUUGAGCAAAUUUUAGGCGAUAUUCAGCAAAAGGUCGUUGCCAUAUCGGAGGUAGAACUAGCUGAAAUCCCGGAAAAACCAACAGAAAAAUCUCAGGUAUUAGAAUCCGUUGCACUAAAAGUAGAUUUGCUCGCUUCUGUUGUUGAAUCACCAACUAGUACUGUAUUUAGUAUGCAAGAUACAUCUGACUCGAGCGAAAAACUUACCGAAACGCAUUGUUCCUAUAAACCAGAAAGUACUGACAAGGCUGUAACGAGUGUGAGUGAAAUAUGGCCACCUUCCAACUUAUUAGUUACAUCCGAAAACGCACCUUCACGGAUAUCUGAGAAAUCACCAUAUGUGCCUACCGAUGUGGUCGAAAUAACAACACAAGAAGGUUUACCAGAAGCAGAUGACGUUUGGCCUUAUAAUUUAGAUAUCGGAUCAAGUAGUGUUAAGUUAGAAAAACUACCAACCGAUUUAGCGAUGUUAACACCAAGUGAUAAAAAAGAAACGAGACUUCAGUCGUAUGUCGAAGAAGCGGAUUUGAUGGUAGAUACCGUAAACAUUGAAACAUCCGAAUAUAUAACUACAAGUGAUAAUCAAGUGCUAUUUAAAACUACGGAGGAAGGAGAUAGUGAAGAAAUAAAAACUGAAACGAUAUUUGGCGAAUCGGUUUGUGACACGCCUGCGAAAGAAAAAGUUGAACCGUCAAGUGAUGAAAUGGUAACCCAAAUUCCUGUAACAGAGUUGCAAGAGGUACAGUUAGCUGAAAAACCUAGUGAGAACAUUGAGAUUACUGGUACUGAAGAAGUGAGCUGCUUCGUUGCAGAACAUGAUCCAACACUAGAAUCAGACUCGAUAACAAAUUCAGGAAAGGACUAUCAGAUGACAGGACUAAGUGAAGUUGAACCGUCAAGUGAUAAAAUGAUAACCCAAUUCCCUGUAACAGAGUUGCAAGAAGUGCAGUUAGAUGAAAAACCUACUGAAAACAUUGAGAUUACUGGUACUGAAGAAGUGAGCUGCGCCGUUACAGAACAUGAUCUAGAAAAGGGCACUCAGCUAGUAGUACUAAGUGAAGCAGUGGAUGAAAAUAUUGCAGAUGAGCGAAAACUUGAAGUUCAAGUUUCAUCUUCCAAAGAAUCUCAAGGAGUGCUGAAACUUAGCAUGAACAUAAAUUCUUCCGAUGCUAAUAAAAUUAAUGUGAGCCUCAUAGAAAUAGCAUCAAACGAUACAAAAACCGAACCUCCAAAAAGCGAAGCGAUAACAGAAACUCAACUACAGGUUGAAAAAAUAGAGGGACUAAGUGAAAUAGAUGUUGACCAGGGGUAUGAGGCUGACAAAGCAACUACCCUAGAAGGUGAACCAGAAAUAGAUGAUUCCCAGAAGAAAAAGAAGCGAAGGAAGAAGAAACACAAACCAGAUACCAAUAAACCAGAAAAUCUUGACAUUGAAAAUUUAAUGUCAAAACAGUUAAACGUUGAUCUUGGAGAAGGUCUUGCAACAUUUGAUAAAGAAUCAGAACCAAAAUCGGCACCUAUACAUUAUGAAGAAAAAGAUUAUGAAGAAUUACAGCGGAGCGUUUUCAACUCAGAAGAAGUACUGCCUAUCAUCCAGGAGAAGAUAGUCUUACCAAUGGAAAUAGUAGAAACCAUUUAUGUUGAGGAUGUACAUCAACAAACAACUCCUGUACAUGUUGCGGCAUUGGAAGAUGACAUAGACCAAGAAAUUGCUCAGAUAACGUCUGACAAAUUAUUAGUCUCGAUUGAUGUGGAUCAAAAAUCUAUGCAAACAUCACCCGAGCCGGAUGUAGUGAAAACCUCUCAUCAAACUUCUCCUAUUAUGCUACCUAGUUUAGAAAUUGAUACGAAAGAAGUCCAAACAUUUGUCAACGUGUUGGAAAUUGACACACAAACCGUGGAUUCGAAACCUGCUGACCAGAAGGAACAUGAAGUCCAAACUGAGCUUUUUGAUGAUGUGGAAGAAGAAAACAUCUUACCCACUGUAAAAUAUGAUUGUACUGACUCAGCGAAUCAAACUGACGUUAGAGGUACGGCGGAAGCAGAAAUACAAACAGCGGAGAACGUUGAAGAGAUAAUCGACCCAAUAAUUACCAACAUUGUCCAUGUAGCAAUAAGCGAAGAUGUUUCGUCCAAACGACAAUCCACUCAAACAAGCCCAGUUGAUUUUAGAGAACCACAAAUUCACCAGGAGUCAGAUAAUGUAAUCAUAACACACCAUGAGGGCAUGCAAACCGUUGAAACGGAAGUUCUAGAUGCGUAUAUUGGAACAGAAAGCGAUGUCAAGGACGGAACGACAUCACCUGCGCCAUAUACCCGGGCGGAAGUGGAAAUCCAAACCAGCAGAGAAAAAGAUGCUACAAGCAAUGAUGAAAUUGUCAUGAACCUUGCACCAGAAGUUCAUAGCAUAGACACCCAAACCAAGCAACUGGAUACCAGCGAUAAUCAGGUUCAAACGACCCCGGUGAAGAGCAGUGGUGGUAGCGAAACUACGACGAUCGGUACUCAAGCCAGCAGUAUUGAUGAUCAACCAAGCGAUGGUGUCAAGAAGAGCCGAAAACGAAAGUCCAAGAAAGAACAAACUUUGCCCAUUGAAGUGGAAAUAAGCACGCAAAUAGUUUUGCCAGGUACUCACUUUGAACCCAUUGAAAAAUCAACAACCAAAACAUUACUAGCGGAAACCAACCUUGACCCCAACAAUGAACUCGAUCUGCGCAUUCAGAUGGAAAUCGAAGCACCGAACAAGGAUAAUUCCUACUGCAACAUGAACGAUAUGAUUCCCGAAGAUAAAAUGUGGACAAUUAGUUUGUCGGACUACUUUUCCAUUGUAAAAUCGCAGAAAAGUUUUGCUGAUAAUAAUUUAGUGCCAUGGAGGGAAACUGCGAAAAUUAUUCAUUACAAACAUACAAUACCAAAGACUGAAUCAUCACAGUAUUCCAAAAUAACAACUACCAUGACUAGUGUAGAAGAUUGUGCAGAAGAUUUUCUAGAACUUGAUGAUACAUUGAAUAAUUUACAGUUCAGUUCAAAUGACAGUGAACAUCACAAAGUUCUAUUUGGGAUCCUGGAAGCUAUCAAUCUACAAAUGGAAGAAAUACACGAUCAUUUGAGCACACAAGUUGAUCUAUGUGACCCUAAUCGUAUGAAGCUAUACCAAGUGUAUAACAUGAAGUUGAAUUACCUACUUAAAUAUAUGGAUCGUAUAAUGCAAUAUCUCCACGACAGUGACAUGAAAAACGCUUCAGACAUAUUAGAUUGCUUCACCAACACAAUGCAAAAUAUUGAAAAUAUGCAACAAAAUAUUGUUGAACUGGAAGAUGCUGGGCAAGAACAUAUUCAGCGACAAAAUGGACUUUUAGAUUUGUUCUAUUCCAUCCAAGUGGAGUUGAACAUGUUAGAGGAACGACUUAUUAACGUUGGUCCAAACGAGACGCUCUCAAUAAUGGAAAAAUUGAUAACUCUAGAGGAUAUUGAAAAUCAAAACAAGCAGUGCCUAAUAAAAUUGGAUAAUGUGUUUAACGAAUUUCGCAGAUGCAAUACAAAUCCAGUUGAUAAUCAAAUGCUAGCUAACUUGGAAAGUCUUGGGCAAACAUCACACAGAUUGGAGAAUAAUAUCGUUUUAGAACGAAAUAAGCUACACCAGUUAAACAGUUUGGCUGAAGAGUACGAACAAACAUUACUGGAUUUCAAUGAAAUUUCUGCAGCGGCAGAGAAAUUUAUCGACAAUGAAAUUGUAACAAACAGUUUGGAAGAGCUCCAGGAAGAGAUGCAGCGAUAUCGAAAGUUUUUCGUCAAUCUGAACCACUGUAAAAUGAUUCUAGAAUCACUAGAGUCAAACUUGGAUCCUAUCACACGUACGAAGCAUGCACAGUUGCAUUCCACGCUUUAUCGCAAGACUAGUUCCAUUCUCGAACGAGCAGUAGAUAGGGCGGCUAAACUGGCACAAGCGGCAUCCAAAUGGACCAUAUAUGAAAAGGAUAUGCGUGAAGAAAGUCAAUGGUUACAAGUAGCACAGCAACGGGUCCCAGAUUUACAAAAUGUGUCUUCCGAAGAUUUCGAACAGUAUAUUGCAUUGUACGAAUCAUUGAACCAUGAUAUUCUUCAUCAUCAUAUUAAAAUGAAGCAACACUGCGAAAUCGCAAGAAAAAUGCAGGAAUUAAUCACUGCUCCAAUCUUGGUCAAAGAUAGUAACGAGGCACUGAUGAUCAUAGUACGCUUGAGAGAAGAAGUGUCACUGUACCUCAAUAUGCUGAUCAAAUUCAAGACUCACUGGCGGCAAUACAAUACCUGUGCAGGCAAACUUGGAGAUUGGAUUCGUUCAUGUCAGAGGAUACUGAAUGAGAUAAGCAUUCCUGCAAACCUGAUGGAUACUCCCGUAGAAGAUAUGCGAAGGUUUUGGGAAAUUAAGGCUCAGUAUGAAGUAUUGAACAAUAAGGUAUACGGGAGCACGUGUGAUUCGUUUGAUCAUGCACUUUCCACCAUUCACAUUGGAGAUGAACAAUUGCAGCGACAACUGAACGAUCAAUUAAUGGAGGAUUGGAUGGGUGUUUCACGUGGCAUUUCCAUUAUACAACAACAUAUUUUCGAAUCAAUGAAGACUGACGCAACACCACCUAAAGACAAAAUUGCUUUCAUAGAACAUGAACUGCAAGAUAUUGCGAGUGUGUUUAAUAACACAAAAGGCGUACUCAAAAAUCAGGACGAUAUCUAUGCAUAUAUCGAAAAAAUGCAAAUGCUACGGACACGUAUUCAUUUGAUCGACACCGAACUAGGACAAAUCGCGCUGACACUGGAAUGUAGUAUAGACAAGAUAGGUGAACUAUUUGAAACUUCAAGACAUCUUUCGCUACAAGUAAAUGAAGAACACGAGGCUGCCGAGGUAUUCUAUAAACAUUUAGAAGACAUCGAGACUGGUAUCAAAGAACAGGAGAAACGUUUUCUUGAAAUGUCCAACAUUUUAGAUGAGUUCUCCACGCAUAUCAACGGAAAACGACAAGAUGUUGAAAAAUCACUUGAGCAUUGUAGAUCUUGUCAAGUAAAUCUAAGUAACUCUUGGAAUGAGAUUAUGAAGCUCAGACAAAUGCUUCAUACAUUGCCAAUGAAUUUGAAAGUGUCAGUAUCACCCGUACAAACUGAACGAGACUUAUCUGUACUCCAGAACAUUCACGACGAUCUGGAACAGAAAUGUCAAAACUACAUUUCCCAGUUGCAGAACAGAUUGACAUUAUGGAACAAGUUCUACCGUCAACUAGAAAUGAUCCAGGAUCACGUACACGAAACGGAGUUUAUGAUGGAAUUACUGAAGGUGCAAGAAAGUGCAGAUUAUAACCGUCUGUUGAAAGCCACUGAACGACUAGACGCUCUUUUAAGCGAAAUUGAAAGUAAGAAAAACGCAAUAGAAGAUCUACAGUCAAUAGCGAAUCCUUUGAUCGAAUCUACUCAAACAAAUGUGUCACUAGAAAUACAGGAAACAGUUCAAAAAAUUACCAUAGUCUGGGAAAACACGCGAGAAAGUUUGAGAGAUUUAUGUCAACGAUACGAAAAUGCUGUAAAAUUAUGGCAACAAUAUCACGACGUUUCGGAAACCGUGAAAAAUUGGGUCAAUGAAGAAUUUACUGAUUUUGAUUCUUUGAAACACAUCAAUAAUUUGCCUCAGCUGGAAAUUUAUCAGACGUCAAUUAAAGAUAAACAGAAUGAUUUGGAAAAACUGAGGCAUUUGAUAAACAACAUAAAUGCCCAAGUCGGUUUCAACAUAGGAAAUUCACUGUUGGCUGAAAUCGAAGAAUUUCAUAAAAAGUUGGAGAACAUUGCAGAUAAUCUUUCUGAUCAGAAGAAUAUUGUUGAUAAAAACAAUUCUCGAAUGGAAGAAAAUCGCGUACUACUUACUGAUGCGCACAAACUAAUUGAUCAUCUGCAGCAGGAUAUGCAACUUCCAAAAAUAGAUUCAAACUUGAAGGAACAAAUCAUAAGCCUUAGAGCAUAUAUGAUGAACUUGAGUUCCACCGGAACGCGUUUGAAGGAUAUUGCAAAUGAAAAGCAAACUCAUGAAAACCAAAACGAUUUGAGUGAUAGUUUCAAGAAUUUACACACAUUGUCACAAUCUCUUCUACAAGACACAUUCCAACAGUACCAAGACAGGCUACAACUACUAAUACUUGAAGGGGACGAUGAGAAGAUAUUGCAGUUCUGGCAAGAUUAUAUGAGUUAUGUUCAGACAUUCCUUGAACAAGACAUUCCAAGUCUUCACACGAAGCUACAACAAUUCCGCGAUCAGUGUUCCCUGAUAGGAUAUUUAUUGAGACAUUUGCGAACAACUUUCAUAAGCAAAUCGAAGAUAGAUAUCAAGUUUGCAGACACUUUGCACGCCUUAGGUACACGACACAAUGUAUAUAUCGAUGCUAUCGAUGAAAAACUAGUUGAAGUAGAUAAUAGACUAAUGCACUGGGCAAACUACAAAAAUCUCAAAUCAACUUUAAAGGAAUCUAUCAAUGAAAUAGAAAGGGAAAAAUACACUCUACAGUUGGAAUAUAUCAACAUAAAAGAACUUCCACAGUUGAUAGUAAAAGUCAACAAGCUUUUGAGUCGAUUCCCGCUACUAGAAAGUUAUCUAAGCAACAUGUACCAAGAAAUGGGAGUUAUAAUACUGUUCACGAACGAUGAACAAUCAAUCAUUAAUUUGAAAAACGAACAUGGAAAACAUGCGCAUCAGAUUAUGAAACUUAAGGAGAACGUAGACACGUGGUACAAAUUCCUCGACGGUGUCGCAGGAUUAUACGACCGCUUUGAUUCGCAUUGCAAUCAAAUUCAACAGAGCUUAAAUGACCUUAGCGAAAGUCUAGAUGCGUUCAGAACUGAAAGUAUCGGAACUUCACAACAUCAUUUGAAUACCUUGAAAAAUGAACAGUUACGUCUGACAAGUAUAAAAAAUGAGCUAUUGGACGUAAAUAUUGCGAAAAACGAACUGAAACCUUGUAUUAGCAUAUUUGACGCUAAGCUUGUUCACAAACGUGUUUGGGUUCUUUGGCAGCUUUUCGAAAAAGUGGAUCAUUCAAUAUCGGCAUCAUUGAAACAGAUGCAAGAAAGGUUGCAAAAUCAGAAAAUUUUUGCAAACCAGUAUAACGUGACAAUCGAAUGGAUGACUGAGUUUAAAAAGCGAAUGAACGAUACCAACAAAUACGAAAUCUGCGAAGGUGAUGCUGCAUUCAUUGAAUCAGUAGAGGAAAUGUUGCUACAAGAACUUACUUUGAAAGAAUGUGAGGUGGAUUGGCUCAACGUUAUUGGAAAAGAUCUAACCGACAAUCUGCAAGAAGGCGAAGAGCUAUCUGAAAUUGUAUUUAAGCUGGAUCAUUUAAAUAAUGUUUGGAAUGCUCUAGUAAGGCGUUGUCAAAAUCGAACACAAAAAAUUAAUGAGGUAAACGUUACAACCAUGUCGUUGCAACAAAGAAUAGAUGAAAUCAAAACCUGGAUGACAUCGGUUGAACAGAAAUUAAAAAAACCAUUUUUGUUCGAAGGCACCGAAAAAAUCCAUUUGGAUGCACUGUUGGAUGAUUAUGACAGCUUACAACGAUCGAUUGAGAGUAAUAGCGGUCACGUGGGAGAAGUCCUCAACCUGUGUGAAAUGUUAUUCACUGACGUUGAAUCGUGGAACGUCCAUAUUGAUCGAAGACAUAUACAUCACGAUAUCAAUAGUUUGGAGCUAAGGUGGAAAAAUAUCUGCCUAGUGUCCAGUAAAAGAAAACAGGACAUAUUGUCAAUUUGGAAUAUGUUACUCGAAAUUCAAAAAAUAGUAGAUUCUCAUCAUAACUGGACAGAGACCAAUGACGAAUACUUGACCGAGCUGGAAGCGCAAUCGGAAAAUAUUGAUGAGCAAAGUCUUUACGAAACGCGCCGAAAACUUGCCAUAAAAGUAACUGAUAUGAAGACACAGGAACCGAUCCUGCAUAUUUUGAAAAGAUUGCUCAUAUCACUGAACAAACAUGAAUGCUCAGAGCGUGCUAGCAUGAAAAACCUUACCAAUGAGGCUAGACAAAUGCUCACGGUUUGGGAGUCAUUUUUCUGGAGAUCAAAUAGAAUAAUGAGUAAAUUGGAUGACGUGUAUAGCAUAUAUACAAUGUUUAUCAGGGAAUAUGAGAACAUUAUAAUGGCUUUAACACAAAUUGAUGUUCAGGUUACCAACAUUCAACAUUUAUCAGGAUCUACUGUAGACACACCGGAAACAAAAUUGAAGCGACUUCGUGAUUUACACAAUGAAUUGCGGUUUGUUAUCAAUUUGUUUGAUAAACAAGAUGGAUUGGGAAGUUCUCUAAUAGAGCUUCUUCCGCCUAAUACUGUGUUGGAAAAUGAAGUACAACAAAAAAUUCAAGAAUAUCAUCAGCUAGCCAAUCAUAUCAAACAAAACCUAGAUACAAUUUUGGCUAAAACAAGCGAAAAAUCCGAUAUACAGAAGAGUGAGCAAAUCCAAACGAUAGAAAGUGUUCCACAAGAGAAGGACUCCGCGGUGCAGGUGAAUACGCUCCCAACAUUAUCAAUUCAAUGCAGAACUAUUACUGCUAAAGAAGCUUAUCAAUAUCAACUGGAAACUGCUCUGAGCGAAGCAAGAGCUCAUCUUGAUUCGUUCAAUCAAUCAGUCGCCGAAGUGAACGAGGAUAAUUUCAUAACAUCAACUCAAAAAGUGUCAAAAGCAUCAGCAGCAUGUGAAUCAUCAAUCGAACUAAUAAAACAUCUUAACGCAAUGAUCAUGUCCGAGUGUCAAAGCAGCAACGACGAGGCCUCGAGUGAUCUCGUUCGAGUAGAAUGCGAUAGAUAUGCACAAUAUCAAUCGGAGUGGCGCGAAAAGCAGGAAAAAAUGGAAGAACUAAGGUCUUUUCCUAUCGCUUACAAUUUCAUAUGCCUACACAACGACGACUAUCUGACUUGCCCAUUGUGUACCAACCGGAACUGGCAGCAAAUUGAUAAUGACCUAUGGCGUUUGGAACAAUGGUUGUUGAUGGCAGAGGCAACUCAGAAAACUCAACAUGCAAAUCCACCAGCUGACAUAGACACACUUGAGGACAUGAUUCAGGAUCACCGGGAGCUUUUGUUGGAUCUAGACAGUCACAAGAGUAUUAUAAAAUCGCUUAACAUCGUCGGAGAGCAUUUAGCAACUCACACACUAGAUACAGAAAAGGCGUUAAAAUUGAGAGAACGACUUCAGAAGGAUAACCAACGAUGGGAGCGGGUAUGCAGUCAGGCAUCUCAUUGGCAAUCUCAGCUUCACCGUUCACUCAUGGAAAAUCGAGAAUUCCACCGAACGAUCACGGAGCUUUGCGGUUGGUUAGAGCAAACAGAAAAUAAAAUCAAAAGCUCAGAACCGAUAGAUUUGACAUCGGAUACAAAACACAUUGAGAGAAAAUACAAAAUGUUCAGGGAACUAAGAAGUGAUUUGAUACGUUGUGAACCUCGAGUUGUUAGCCUGCAAGAAACAACAUCACAGCUAACCAAAUACGUAGACGUGAGCAAAUCACAAAAGUUUGAAGAAAUUUACGCAAAAUUGACUGAUUUAAGACUAAGGUUCCAUUCGAUCCGGCGGUUAGUGGAAAUGUACACAAUCAAAAUUGGAGCAGCUCUUGGAUAUGACCCGACCACAGAUUCACACAGUGUAUCAACGAUAGAUAGUCGACAAGAGAUUCAAGGCCGUAGCGGAUCGCUCACAUACUUAGCAGCACACGAAUUAAAUGCAAACACUCAGGACGAGGAAGACGAGGGACACAUCAAUACCACUAUAUUGACAAGAAGCUAUCGUUUUUUGGGUCGUGUUCUACGUGCAUCGUUACCUAUUCAGGCCAUGCUGUUACUGGUAUUGGGCGUUGUCACGCUCAUGCCCCACGGUGAAGACUAUUCAUGCUCUUUGACGAACAAUUUCGCAAGAAGCCUUGAGCCAAUGCUCCGUUACCCCAAUGGCCCUCCGCCAAUAUAAGAAGCCUACAUACUUAUAGCUAGUCGCAUAACUUCCUUUUCUAAUAUAUGUGCAAUAAAAAUAACUUACCACAAUAAUUAUACGUCACUUAUUUAGUAUUAGUUGCUUUGACUGAAGAGUAAUCGCCGCUCUUUGUUGUUGAAUUUUCGUUUGUUUUUUUUUAUAUUAACUAUAGAUUCUACUAAACAACCAACCAAGUUUAAGGCAUUUCUUUAUUUGAAACAUUAUUCGCUUUACCCCAAGUAUUUAAGUUACUUUAAUGUUGUAUCAUUAAAUUGUAUUAAGGAUUAAAAAUAAAAUCAAUACGAAAAAUGUG